Lymnaea stagnalis (great pond snail) is the source of this 65701-nucleotide messenger RNA. Lineage: Eukaryota; Metazoa; Mollusca; Gastropoda; Lymnaeidae. The record is from the annotation of a GenBank genome assembly.
CUUGCUGUACACCUCUUUAGUCAUUUAUCGUCACUGACGAGGGCAAGUACUGCUAUUCUUUUUAGAUACGGCAUAUUCCAAGUAUUUGUCCAGAUAUUUGCCCAGGUAUUUUUCUAGGUCUUUGCCCACGUCUUUACUUACUUACUUACUUACAUAUGUCUUUCUACCCUGUCUGGGGCAUAGGCCGUCUACAAGAAUUUUCCACUCAUAACGGUCAUGUGCUUUCCUUUCCAAUUGCUUCCAGGUGUAUCCCAUAUUUUGCGUGUCUGCCUCUAGCUCUCAUCUCCAUGUAUUCUUAGGCCUUCCUCUCUUUCUUUUUCCUUGUGGGUUCCAUGUUAGGCAUUGUCUGGUGGUGCUAUCUGGGGGUUUUCGGAGUGUGUGCCCUAUCCACCUCCAUCCUCGAUGGGCACCUGGCAUGUCCUUUCUAGUAGAUCUUUGUUGGUGAUAGUAUUUGGCCAUUUGAUUUUCAGAAACUUUCUAAGGCAUGUGUUCAUGAAUGUCUGUACUUUCUGCAUAAGGCUCACUGUGGUUUUCCAAGACUCUGCACCAUAUAGUAGGACAGUUUUGACAUUGGUAUUAAAGAUUCUGACUUUGGUUUACAGCUUCAGCUCCUUUGACUCCCAUAUUUUCUUUAAUAGUACAAAUGCUGAUCUAACUUUUCCAAUUCUGGCCCUUACGUCCGCAUCGGAUCCGCCAUUUUUGUCUAUGGUGCUGCCUAAACAAUUGAAGGACUCCAGAUCUUCCAAUGCCUUUCCUGCCAGACAAAUAUGCUCUUGGUUGGAUGAAUUAACCUUCAUGAUUUUUGUCUUGCUUUUAUUUAUAUUGAUUCCAAGCUGUGCUGAACUGGUGGCUACGUCUUUUGUAUUUUCCUGCAUUUGUUGCUGGUUGUGGGACAGAAGUGCAAUGUCGUCUGCAAAGUCUAAAUCAUGCAGUUGGUUCCAGAGUGUCAACUGUAUCCCAUUCCUCUUUUUGUCUGUGGAUUAUUUCAUUAUCCAGUCAAUGGCAAGGAUGAAUAGAAAUGGGAACAAGAGGCAUCCUUGUCUGACUCCUGUUUCGACUGUAAAGGAAUCUGUGAGUCUACCUUCGAGGGCCACUCUGCAUGUCAUUUCUUCAUAAGAACUCUGAAUGAUCCUGACUAGUUUCCCUGGUACUCCAUAGUGCCGAAGAAGUUUCCAUGAGGUUUGCCGGUCCAGGUUAUCAAAGGCCUUUUCGUAGUCUAUAAAAUUUAUAUACAGUUAGCAGUUCCAUUCGAUGGACUGUUCUACAAUGAUUUUUAGUGUUGCAAUUUGAUCUGUGCAUGAUCGGUUUUGGCGGAAGCCAACCUGUUGAUCUCGUAGCUGCAUAUCGACCUCGUCUCUCAUUCUAUUCAAAUUAAUUAUGUUAAAGACCUUUCCUGGUACAGACAGCAGUGUGAUUCCUCUGUAAUUUGCACAGUUGCUGAGAUCCCCUUUCUUUGGUAUCUUGAUGAGGGAUCCUUCUUUCCAAUCUUUUGGAACUCUCUCUUCUUCCCAUAUCUUUUCAAACAGAGGGUGCAGCAUGUUGACUAUUGUAUCUAUGUCAGCUCUCAUCAUCUCUGCUGUGAUGUUGUCCGGUCCCGGUGCUUUCCCUAUUUUGAGCGGCUUGAUGGCCAGAGCUAUUUCUUCCUUAUUUGGUGCGCUUUCUUCUAUUUUUAGGUCUUCAUUUGCUGGUUGUAUGUCUGUUGCAUCUGUGGUUGUGGGUCUGUUUAGUAGUUCCUUAAAGUAUUCCACCCAUCUAUUUUGUUGCUCCUUCCUUUCUGUUAUUGGCCUACCUUCUCUAUCUUUGACAGGUCUCUCCGGCCUUUUGUAUCUCCCUAACAUCUUUCUUAUUAUGUCGUAGAGCUCUGUCAAGUUGCCCUUCCAGGCUGCUUCUUCUGCUGUUGAUGCUAGGCCAUCUAUGUAGGCAUUUUUUUUAUUUUUAAUGCUGUUUUUUACCUUUUGGUUUGCUUCUUUAUAUUUCUCUUGCGCUUUCGUUUUCUCCGCCUUGGUCCGGCUGCUGUUUACUAGGCUUUUCAUUUCCUUUCUCUCUUUUAUAGUUUGCAGUGCGUUAUGUGAGAGCCAGUCUUUGUGUUUCUGCUUCACUUGUCCUAAAACUUCUUGGCAAGUGGAUGUUACAGACAUCUUUAUAUUUUGCAGUGCGUUAUGUGAGAGCCAGUCUUUGUGUUUCUGCUUCACUUGUCCUAAAACUUCUUGGCAAGUGGAUAUUACAGACAUCUUUAUAUUUUGCAGUGCGUUAUGUGAGAGCCAUUCUUUGUGUUUCUGCUUCACUUGUCCUAAAACUUCUUGGCAAGUGGAUAUUACAGACAUCUUUAUAUUAUGCCAUUUGUGUUCUACUUGGUCAUCUUCUGUUUGGUCUUCCAGUGCUUGGAAGUUAUUCCUUAAGGUAGCACUGAAUUUCUCUCUUUUGUGCUCAUGUGCCAGACGUGCUACAUUGAAUUUGGUUCGCUUAGCAGUGUGCUGUUCCCAGUUCUUCUUCAACUUUAACUUGAUUCUCGCCCAAACAAGAUGAUGAUCGGAUGCGACAUCUGCUCCUCUUUUUGCUCGUACAUCUUGUAGAGACUCUAAACUUUUUACUGAUACACAUGUGAUCUAUCUGGUUUUCCGUUUCGUUGUCUGGGGAUACCUAUGUUAUCUUGUGGAUAUUUUUAUAUUGAAAUUCGCUUCCUCCAAUAACGAGCUCAUUUGAGCGCGGAAGUCUGCUAGUAUUUCUCCGUUCUCAUUCCUCUCUCCUACCCCGUGGCGUCCCAUGAUUUCCUCUUAUCCACUGUUGUCUUUCCCAAUCUUGGCGUUAAGGUUUCCCAUUAAGAUGUUCAGGUCUCUAUUUGGGAAUUUUUCCCUUAUUGCGUGUAGUAUAUUGUAGAAUGUUUCUUUCUCUUCUUCUUUGCUAUCGUUGGUGGGUGCGUAACACUGUAUUAUGUUCAUCCUUAUUUUCUUUUUCUUGGUUCGGAAGGUUGCUGAUAUUAUUCUUGAUCCAUGGGCUUCCCAACCAAUCAAUGCAUCCUGUGCCUUCCUUGACAACAUCAAAGCGACUCCUUGCGUGCGCUGUGCAUUAUCCUCCUCAUGCCCCGAGUACAUUAGCAUUUCCCCAGAGGCCCAAGUUGUUUGUCCAGCUUGUAUUCAUCUUUUUUCACAGAUGCAAGCAGUGUAAGUUUGUAAGAUCAUAUUUCUGCGGCCACCUGCGCUGCUUUCCCUGUUUCAUACAUGGUUCUGACGUUCCACGUGCCUAUGUCUGUUUCAUUAGAAAGGAUGAUGUUUGGCUUGGGGCUUCCAGGAUAGCCUGGGUUUGGCCACAAGGCUUCAUAGCUCUUCUUGGAGAAGAAGAGUCCUCUCUUCUCAGGGCUGAAAUUUAUUGAUUUUUUCUUGAUGGCGUUUUGUCAAGGUCUUUGUCCAGGACUUUUUCCAUGUCUUUAUCCAGGUACUUGUCCAGGUAUUUGUCCAGGUAUUUGUCCAAUAAUUUGUUCAGGUCUUUGUCCAGGAAUUUGUCCAGGUAUUUGUCAACAUCCAUUAUGUUCUGUUCAAUUUUCUGACUGCUGUUUAGCGUUAGAAUAAUUUUAUUUACAUGUCAGGGUCUUUUCUCUGCACACAACCGUCUUGUGGAGCUCAUGGGUGAUGAAAAAUGCCCCUUACAGCUCUCGGCGUAUCUGCCUUUGUUUUCGGUACAGGUAACUCAUGUCCCUAACUUUUGGUUACUUUGUAGCGACUGCAGUCGAUGACGUGGUCCAUCCUGGUCAUUUACUUCUAAUGUAAACUUAAUACAUGGGGGCGUUUGUUCUCAUAUCAGCCACCUGGGAUGGCGCCCGAUGAGAGAGAAGCUCCUCAUUACGUAAGAUAAUAACAACCUUGAAAGAUCGAAUGUUUUCUUUAACUUACAACAAAUCUAGGUAACAAAAACUACAUCAUUAUGCAACCAUUUGAUCACUCCAAGAAUCACGCAGAGAUCUAUUUCAUUAUUGCAUGGCUAGUCCAUUUUCUUGGUGUAAGAUCACAGGUCCUGAUAGGUUUUACCCGCUUCCAUGGUUAUUGUGGUUGACUUUUUUGUUUGCUGUAAAUUAAUAUGAAGGAAACUCGUUCCAUUUACGUUGAAAAAUUUAGAUAGAAGACUGAGAUGGAGAAACAAGUAUAUUGAUUGGUUUACGAAUGGACAAAUAGGCCUACUUUAGAAAAAAAUAUAAAGUUACAGACAAAUAGAUAGACGGACGAUGUAUAGAUGAAUGGAUGGUUGGAUAAAUUGAUUACUAAAUGGGUGGAUGGUGGUUAAGGUUUAUAGCAGGUUUGAGGCCAUUAUCACAUACCGACAUAAUGGUGCUAUACACAGCAUUGAACAAAUAUUUCAAAUGUUUCUUCUCACCGUUUUCUGGCUCUGUUUCAGUGAACAUCCAGGAAUGUUUAAGAUGACGCUUUUUUACAUGACAGUGGCCGUCUCUUCCCUCUUUGGGGUCAAAGGUCAAAGUAUUAGUGACCCUACAGAGUUUCAGGCCUUUCUGGACAACUUCAACAGACAGGCACAGGUUGUCACCUCCAGAGAAGCAGAAGUUGCUUGGACCUACAACACGAACAUGACAGAUUACAAUCUGAAGAUCUUGGUAAGUCUCAAACAACUUUAGUUACCAAGUCUAAAAGUGUAUUAUGUCAAGUAAAUCUCGUAAUUGUUUGUUUAGUCUACAGUCGUCCCUCUGCAACCUCGUGCUUUGACUUUCGCGGCUUCAGACUGUCGCAGUUUCUAUCCAACACAGCACGUUUGAUUCCUUUGAAAGUUGAUCGAGACGUUGAAAAGGAUGUACCGCGCACUCUUUUACGUGAUUCGGUUAUACAACCUGUAGUACAAUUAAAAUGUAAAUUAUUGUACGUAUGGACAGUAGGCCUAUGUAUUCGAGCACCCGCAGUGGGUCUAAUGAUGUUAAAACCCCGUAUUUAGAGGGUCGGGAACAGUUUAGCCUUUGUUCAUUUACUGAUAUAACUGUUACAGUCAUUACGUUGUUUUUACCACAGCGGAAACCGCAAUGACAAUCAGUUACUGGGUUAACUAUUGUAAGGAAACCUUGCUUGCUCUCUGCUAACCUUCUUCUAUAUCUGGCAUUCACUAAGGAAACAACUCAGGCGAUAACAUCUGAUGAUUAUAAUAUUGUUCUUUAUUAGGCUGACACUUCGCUUAUACUUUCUCUCAUCUCACAACUCUGACUGCCCUCUUCCUCUACCGUCAGAGUUCUCCCUGACUCUGCUUCUCUGUCCCGGCCGCCUUCUGUCUCGUCCCGUCCAGAGGUCCCUAUUUAUAAUUCCCUGGUUCAGAGAGUUCCCUUCCCAGGUCUGUACUCGCGCCGCCCCUUUUCCUCAAUUGGCGCCAACCAGUCUUCCCAGGGAAAUGCCCUGGUCAGAUGGCCGGUACCGCCCCCAGCGCUUGAUCCGUCGAUCGUGAUCCCUUGUCAGAUGGCGCCGGCUGUACCUGGUCAGACGGCCGGUAAUCCCUGGUCAGACGCCGCCGGCGUCGUCGUGGUCCGAACUCUCCACACUAUUAAUAAUUAUUUCUAACAACUGUAAUAUUACGAAGUCCAAAAAUUCCAAUAUCAAUAUCCUAUAUAUUGUAUACUAGAAUAAAUGAUCCUAUGUUAUUGGGAUAAUAAUGGUAGGUCCUUUGCGAUAGUUUCUACCUGCUAUUGCAAAGCAUCAUCACACUUCCUAACUUUAAAAAGAAGUACCUGUGUAAUUAUAAUUACGUUUCUAACAUCAUUAAGUUUUGAGAGGCAUUUAUCUGCCACCAAUAAUACGCUUACCUUACUCCCUUUCAGGCCCCUAAUCUACAUGUUCCCCUCUAAACAUCACCUUAAAAUACCCAAUCUAAAUUAGCACUAAAUAUAUCACUUUUUUCACUAAAGAAGUUAAUUGAGGGAUGAUUUCUACGCUAGAGAAUUACUUUAGAUUUUUCUCUUUUCGUGCCCUUGAAUUCAAACUUUCUUUCUCUAAAAAUUGUUAAAAUUAUAAUCUUAAAUUUACAAUAAAAACUCUAAGUAUGAUUUUAAAAUAUUUUAUAUUAAAGGAAUGUGAUAUACUUCUUUCUUCAUCAAAAAUUUAAAAACACAUUUGCCUUCUUGUUGAUUUUUUUUUAAUUACGCCUUAUCAGAAAAUAGUAAAACAAAGAAUUCGUUUAUCUGCAGAAAAAUCUCACAACCGUUUUUCACGUCUAUAACAGACUUGAAUGUCUUUUUUUAAUGUUAAUCUCAUAAAAAUACACACCCACUUUACUUUCACAAAGUAAAAACAAAAAUAUAUUUUCCUUUUUUUUUUUAAUAAAAUAUUAACCCAUCAAUUUUUCAAAAUGAAAUUUUCAAGUGCGUUAAAUGAUUGGGUUUUCAUUUUUGGGGGGGAUACUUUAAAAAAUACACUAACCUUUUGUUAGCGCCGUUGAUUUUCUAAAUGUGUUUCUUUGUAAAAAAAAAAAUAAUAAAUAAGGUAACAUCCCUUUGUUUCCCAAAUGUAAUACCAUAGGAUUUUAAUAUAUUGUCAUCCACGUAAAAAUAUACUCAUCCUAUUUCCUACCUCCGAUAGGUAUGUACCCAAGAAGGUUAUUUUUUUUUAUCAAAUUCAUUCCUUUAUUUUGAGACGGAUCUUGUGCUGCCCGGGGAAAAAUGAACAGAUCGAUAUUUGUAAAAAGACAAUGUAAAACAUGUUUUUCACGAAUGCAAUACCAAAGGAUUUAGAUAUAUUUUCAUCAAAAAAAAUGUACACAUCCUAUUUCCUACCAACCGAUAUGUAUGUACCUGAGAAGGUUAAUUAUUUAUCAAAUUCAUUCCUUAUUUUGAGAAGUAUCUUGUGCUGCCCGGGCCUAAAUGGCAAACCCGCUUCCAGAUUUCAAUAAAAUUAAUAAAAUCUUCCACCGUAUUUAAGUCCAUUAAUUCUUCAUUAGUUCUUAUUUGGAUGAGUUAUAAAAUAGAAUAAUGAAUGCUGUGACUAUGGAGUUUCGCUGGUCUUUGCUGACUUAAACGGCAUUUUCUUAUUAGAAGUAUAUUUAAAGGUUAAUUUUUUAUUACGUUAUAGAUUUAAUAAAAGUAUAUAUUAGGAAAUAAAAAAGAUAAAACUUAUUAAAUGUUAAAAAUAAAAAAAAUAAAUUUGUGUGUUUUAUUAACAAUAUAAAAAGCUAUCAAUUAUAUUUAUUAAUUAUACUUUUAAGAAGGGGAACUACAUUAUCAAUUUUGCUACGCGUGGUUAUUAAAUUUUUUUAAAAUUUAGAAUUUUGGUGAACAUAGGCGAUUCGUGCUAUGACGUCAUUUGCGUGUUAUUUAGAUAAAAAUUAAUUUUAUUUUUAUUUCGUAAUAUUAACAAAGCACUAACAACGCACUAAAAACAUAAUAUGAUAACGAGGUAAUACUUAGAUCAUAAUUUUACGAUUAAAUUUUGGUUUGAUAAAUUUUUAAUUCAGAUAAAAUGCUUAAAUAGUUCCUUUGUUGUUUCUUUAAAUUUAUUUGUAAUUGAUAAUAACAAUACUUAAAGUUUUACUAAAAUAAACUCGAAAUUAUGUUAUUUUUUAGAGUUAUCGAACUUUCUAUUUUUAAACCGAUUUUAAGGGGAGAAAUUUUAACAUUUAACUCUAUAAUUUAUCUGACUGAUUUUUAUAGGCUCCUGUCCCAGGCAAAACAAAUUCGGUACAAUUAUGAAACGGGCUUCUUCUGGGGUCUCUCUUUCAACUUAACUAUAUUAUAGUUAUAGAAGUGCAUUUAGUUAUAUAAUUUUUCGUAUUCGAAAAAUGAUUACGUAGAAAAAUAAUUUAUUACACAUUUUGAAAAGGAUAUUAUUUUUAAUCUAGAAUGUUCCAGAAGGUUCUAUAUUGUUCGAACGGGAUGUAUAAUGGGAUCUAAAAGCUUAUUAAAAUGUUAGUUUAUUUCUAGUAAUUCCUAUACUUUCAUGGGGAUUUCUUUGAAUUUUCCCUUUAUAAUCCUACCGGGAACAAUAUUUUCUUGGCAACAUGAUCCCAACAAGGUACAGGAUCAUAAAAUAGAACGAGUAAAUGGAACCCAAAGGUAACGCGAUCCCAUCGAGUAACGGGAUCAAAUUAGGCACAUGAAAAUGGCAUACCACCGGGAUCAGCACCCCACCGGGAAACGGGAACCAGUAUCGAGAUCCCAGCGGAAUAAGGGAUCACACCGGGAUUAUGAAACAACCGGAAUCGCGAUCACACCGGGAAAAUGGGAUCCCGACGGGAUCGGAAACCCACAAGAAUCGGGAUCCCACUGGUAUCUUAAUCCUGAAGCGAUAGGGAUCAAACCGGGAUUAGGAUCCCACUAGAAUCGGAUUCUGAUACCGACGGGAUCGGGAAGCCACCGGGAUCAGAAUACUGCGGAAUCGGGAUCCCAUCGGUAUUGGAAUACCAACGGGAUCGGGAACUUACUGAUAUCCUGAUCACACCUGGAUCGGGAUCCAACCAGGAUCGGGAUCAACUGGUAUCGGGAACCCACAAGGAUCGGGAUCCACCGGGAUUGGGAUCCCCAUUUAAACAUGAUUCAGCCGGGAUCGGGAUCCAAACAGGGUCAGGAUACCUCCGGAUACCGGGAAAUAUCAAAAACGGAAUCCCAUCCGGAAACAGGAUCUGAUUGUGUUACCUCCGGGAUCGAGAUGGGAUCGGGGAUUGAAAGGUUUACAAAAGUGUUGAUGAAUUUGUUUUUAAAAGAGAUGGAUUUAUUUUAAACUGCUACACAUUUGUGGAGUUGUGGUUCUUGUUGUUGUUUUGUUUUGUUUGGUUGUUUUUUGUUUUUGUUUUUUUUUUUUUUUUUUUCAUGCUGCUUAAAUUUUUUGUUCGUUAAAAGGCUCUAAGAGCAGUAAUUCUCAACCUUCCCAAUCCUGCGACCCUUUAAUAGAGUCCCUCAUGUUUGCCGACCCAAACACAAAAUUUACUGCUACACAUUUGUGGAGUUGUGGUUCUUGUUGUUGUUUUGUUUUGUUUGGUUGUUUUUUGUUUUUGUUUUUUUUUUUUUUUUUUUCAUGCUGCUUAAAUUUUAUGUUCGUUAAAAGGCUCUAAGAGCAGUAAUUCUCAACCUUCCCAAUCCUGCGACCCUUUAAUAGAGUCCCUCAUGUUUGCCGACCCAAACACAAAAUUAUUUUCGUUGCUACUUCAUAAUUGUUAGUGUUUUCUGAUGGCAUUAGGCCACCCCUGGGAAAUGGUCAUUCGAACCCAAAGGGGUCGGGACCCAUAGGUUCAGAACCGCUGUUCUAGAAGUUCCUUUGUUUCGAAUGCCAACCCUGCAAAGUUAAUAAUAUUUAUAGGAGCCAGAAUGAUCACUACAUUGAUCGUGGGCCUUUAAAACAUAGAAAGAGAAGAAGGUUCAUAUCUGAUGUAUAACAGAAUGAGGAUUAAAUGCAGUUCAGUCAUAAUACAUUCAUUUCUUUUAGAGAAUAACUUGACAUCAAAUCUUCUCCAGCUGCUUUCUUCCCUCAAAAAAUGUCUGCUCUUGUAGUUUCUCCUUAUCUAUAUUUAUAUCUAUGGGUCACUAUUCUAAAACGAAAUAGUGCUUUUCACUCGACUGCAAAUUUAACAUCAAAUAUCAUAAUGCUACAAAGAGUAUCUAGGAAACAUUCGCUUUAUACGUAAAUAAUCCUACUUCGUUGAAAGUCACUUUUCCUUUUAUCGAGUGAAACAGAUAACCUAGAUAGACAAGAACGUAUGUAUUGCAUUGUUUUCCAAGGUCAUUCUACAUCAUUAUUAAUUUAAUCGUAAAAUACAUGUCGUAUAUCUGGAACUAACGCUAAGGGAGAAAACUUGGAAACAAUUUUGUAUUUUCAGACUAAACAGUAUUUUUCUUCUUUUAAAAGAUUUCUUGAACUGUAAGAUAAUUUGUGUUUUUCUAUGAGACUGCAUUCAUGUUGAAAAUAUACAAUUGCUAACAAAUUAUUCAAAUUUUAUUUAUUUUUUAAUUUUGAUUAAUCUAAGGUAGUAAAUUUAUUUAAUUAACAAAGAAUUAAUUAUAAUGAGUAUUAGUACAAGCUUUUUUUUAUUUUAAAAAAACCCUUCUUAUAAAAACAAUUUCGAAUAGAAUAUGCAGUUCCUAACAGAUUAAAGUGAUAAAAAAAUAAAUUCCUACAUGUAUAGUACACUACAUGGGGUUUCCUAUUUUCCUGCUGAAAUAUUGCUCUUAUGAGUCCGAUUUAAUCAAUAAAUCUGUGCUAUUUAUUUAUCAGCUGGACGAAAAGCUUCUUCUUGCCAAGUUCUCCCAGGAAGCCUAUAGAAAUGCUACAAGAUUUAACCUGACCGUGAUGACUCCCGAAAAAAGGAGACUCUUUAUUAAGAUCAUGGACAUUGGAACAGAUGCACAGACCAAUGAAACCAAACUCGCUUAUGUGAGUAAAUGUAAAAGAUGCGUACCUGUGUGUUAAUUGCAUAGCCUUGUUAAAUAAAUUAUUGGUAUUCUGGUUUACAACUCGUGGCAAAUCUGAAGUAAGGUUUCUUUAGUGCAUCGACUGCAUCCUUCCAAAUGGAUUUAACUGUACAUGGUUUACUCACCUCGCAUCUCUCUCCCCAUUCACCCAUCACCUCAACCACUAUCUCACCCACCAUCUCACGCACCAUCGCACGCACCAUCUCACGCAACAUCUUAAGCACCAUCUCACGCAACAUCUCACCCAUCAGCCCACCCACCAUCUUGCACCAUCCACCAUCACACCCACCAGCCCACCCACCAUCUCGCACCAUCACAAUCCAUCAUCUCUCCCACCAACCCACCCAUCAACCCACCCACCAUCCCCACCCACCAUCUUGCACCAUCCACCAUCACACCCACCAGCCCACCCACCAUCUCGCACCAUCACACUCCAUCAUCUCUCCCACCAACCCACCCAUCAACCCACCCACCAUCCCCACCCACCAUCUUGCACCAUCCACCAUCACACCCACCAGCCCACCCACCAUCUCGCACCAUCACAAUCCACCAUCUCUCCCACCAACUCACACACCAUCCCACACCAUCCCCAUCCACCAUCUCCCCCCACCAACCCACCCACCAACCCACCCAUCAACCCACCCACCAUCCCCAUCCACCAUCUUACUCAUCAACCCACCCACCAUCCAGCAUCAUCCCCAUCCACCAUCUCACCCACUAACCCACCCACCAUCCCGCACAAUCCGCAUCCACCAUCUCACCCACCCACUCACUCACCCACCCACUCACCAACCCACUCACCCACCAACCCACCCACCCACCAACCCACCCACCAUCCCGCGUCAUCUCACCCGCUAACUCACCCAGUUCAUACCAAAACUUUUGAAAGGUCGUAAACAAAUACCUCAGGUGGCUCAUGUGUCUUUUGAAUUUGUUUCUUAUGUACAGAGCUUAUAUGAUUUUUUUUUAAGGUUCGCUAUAAGUUGAUUAUGUUGCUCUAGUGUGUCAAAUGGGUUCUUUGAGAGUUAAUGUGAGAUGGUGAAAUCAUCAGCUAACAAUGCUGCCGUAUGCCAAUCACCUUCGCCAUGGUCUGCUAUAGGUGUUCGUACCUCUUCACGCACACAAUUCUUGAACUCCUCCAUCAGAAUGAGAUUCUUGAACUUUUUGAAGUCUUUUUCGGUGUUCUUUCCGUGUAGCCACUUAUCCAGCAGUCCUUCCUUAUCCCGGAGACAAUCGACAUGAGUUUGGCAGUCGCGUUUUUACAUCUCCCUAAACUUUUUACGGUGGACUUCGGGGACAAAUUUAUAGGCCUUUGGUAUUAAGAAUUUUACAAGAUUAUAGUCCCCACGCAAGGACACAAAAACUACGGCUGUCCUGUCAGUUAGAGCAGGCUGCAGUAAGGUAGCCCAAAUAUUUUCAUUUUUAACAUUUGAGCAGUUAUUUCAAACUGUGCAAAAUAUUGGUCAACACUCCUUUUCUGAAAAUUUAGUUAUUAAUAUCGCAAAUAUUUAAUUGCAUCAGAAACUUGACUGUUAGGAGCCGAGAGUCUAUUUUCCACUGCUGAUUUGUUGGCCAUUAUUACCUGUUCUUUUAAUUUCAUUUGUAGCUCUGUCUGUGCCUCUAGCUCCAUUUUCUAAAAUUUCCUAUAUGUUUCCUCUUUUUUCUCUCAGAUCAUCAAGCUCUAUUUGUUUUUGCUCUCCAUUUUUUUUUCUCACUGAGAAUCUAGCUCCAUUUGUUUUAGAUUCAGUUGGAGCUCCACACUAGGAUCAUUUGGUUGUGUAACUGAGGUUAGUUCAUCGUCAGACAACAUAUCCUCAUCCACUAAGAGGACGAUGAUCACAUCUCGUAUGGUCUUUUUAAUGCAGAAUGAGCUACACUUAUUCCUACAUCUUUAGCAAUGAAAAAUUGCUCCUUUCUAGAACUUUUGUCUAAUGCCUCUACUGAUGGGUUGUUAACAUCAAAAUCCAUAUUGACACUGUCAAAGUAUCAGUAAGUUUUAUAAAUGCUCAAGCUUAAUGAACUUAUAAAAAAUGUAAUUUAAAACAAUUGUAAUUAGCUCUGUUAUGGAUAUCGUAAAAUAAUAUCGUGAACUCAAUUAAGUCUGGGUGUAUUAAAGUAAAUUUGGGGUCAAAUCCACAAACCCUCAAUUUAUUAUUGGUGUAAUAAGAUAAAAGUUAUGGAUUCAAAUUAUCUCAAGACGAUUACCCAAUCUGUUAUUGGUGGCAAUAAGAAACUGUUAAUUCAUAUAUCCCAAGUUCGAGCACCCAAUUUAUUUACGUAUCGCUAUAAUGUAGAGAAAAUAAUCUUUUAUUUUACUCGUGGCUCGGGUCAAAGAGUACAUAACAAAGGACGAUACCAUUAAUUAAUUAUAACGUAAUAAACAAUUAGUAAUAAAGAAACGAUCCCCAAACAAGGGCUCAUAGCAAAUGGUUAUUUAUUAAGUUUAUUUCAAAUUCAUCAUCAUAAUCAUUAUCACAUCACGAAGUCCUAGGACCUGUCAGGCACCACAGAUGACAUGAAAACUAUCCUCUUCCAUUCCUCUCUUUUUCUGCACUUAGCUCUGCAUCGCCUGGCUACCUCUUCUUCGUUUCCAGCCAGUCCAUCUAUGCCAAUCGCAAAAUUACAAAAUCAAAAAGCAUAAAACUAAGGCUGUUGACUUACAGUACAAUGUUGAAGAAGGAGCACAUACACACACACACAGAGGAAAUAUUAUUGUAAAAAAAUUAGCAUCAGUACAAAUCACUGUCCAUCUCGUAUCAUAAUAGCUCUAUCCUUCUAUCAGAUUAUUUCUCUUUAUGUCGAUAGGUGUAUUUUUGGUCUUUUUUAGAUACUUUUCCAGAAAGGGGUUCAGCAUUGUAUCCCUAGCUGGGUCAAUCUCGUACAGUCUAAAGAAUUCUACUUAUACAGACUAUAGACUGUAUUUAUUUGUAAUCAAGGUCAAGGGAGACAAUUUGUAAUUAAGCGAGGCCCCUUCGCUUUGCCAAACUUGGGGUCACCCAGCGUCCAUGCACGAGUUUCGCAAUGUCAACAAGGACGCCUAUCGUAACACCAACCAUCUCACCCAGUAUCUCACCCACCACCCUUAACCACCAUCUCAUCCAUCUCAUCCAUCUCAUCCAUCUCAUCCACCGUCUGAUCCAUCAUCUCACCUACCAUCUCACCCACCAUCUCACCUACCAUCUCAACCAGCAUCUCACCAAAGCUUUUCCAUACGACUCUUAAAUCUAAGCCUAGACUUUACUACUUCCAUACCGUCGGCACCAAACCAUUCUCUGCACUAUUUUUAGGCUUAUAUCCCUCCUAGGCCCACUCAUUUCAAUAGUCUUUGUUCCCUAGUCCCCUACUUUAUCACCCUUAACAUAACUUAACUUCUCGGCAUAACAUAGUGCAUUUAACACACACCCCUCAUACAAAUUGUCAUAGCUAUGUUUCUCCUCACCCCUACCCUCUCUAUGUUACUCCAAAUUACACUGCCACUGUUAUUUCCCUUCUGCUAUGUGCCAGUUCAAAUUAUUGCUCUCUAUACUCUAAAGGGAUAUUUUAUGAGAUAUUUCAUCAAAAAAGAAGUAUUUCAUGAAUUAAAGAGGGUUAUAUUUGAGGAAUAUAACGCAACAUUUUAUUCCGGUUUUGUUUUACCUCAGCUACACAAAGUCCAGAGCGAUAUGGAAGAUAUUUAUCACACAGCUAAGGUCACUAUGCCUUCUGGUCAACUGUUACCUCUAUUUCCAGGUGAGGGAAUUACGGGAGGAAAUUAGAGUCAAUGAAUUAUAAGAAUAUAGAAAAAAAUUAAACCCAUUUUUUUACGAUUAAGAUUUAGAUGAUAAAUGAUCUCACUAUUCGAAAGAAAGAAAAGGUUUUAUCAUUCUCACUCUAUGCAUGAUGUCAAUAACAUUGUGACGACAUUUCAUUUGUGUUGGCGUUUUCAAAUUAAGUAAUGUUGUUUGAAGAUGUUGUUAAUGAUGAUAUCUUAUUUUAGCACAGGACAACAAAACAAAUACAAAAAACACCAUUUACUUGACACCUUGAGUUUUAGUUGUAGGUUUAUUCAUAGUGUUAUUUUGGACGCGGAUUCCGAAACUCACAUCAGAUUUUCCGUAACAGCUUAAGAUUUAAACUAUGGUUGAAUUUGUAAACAUUUAAUUCUUUCCAUCUCAGGGCUCUUUUCCUUAAUCGGGCCAUCACAACAACCAUUGGUAUUUAAAUAGACAAUGAGUGUCCUCUUAUUUAAAUAACCAAUUAUUUGUGUGCGCAUAAACACAUUCAUCCACUUCAUUUAAAUAAGAUGCAAUGGCAUCGAAUUGUUAACUUCAAAUUUUAAAAUCUUCCUUAUUUAAAUAUUUUACUGCAAAUUAUUAAGUUUGCAAAUCAUAUUUUAUUUUACCAUAUAUAUUUUAAUUUUCAAAGCUUCACAGUCUGAUAUGUUCAAAAUAUCUGCACAUAUAGAUCUUAUUGUUCAGCAUGUAGGAUAUAUGUCAUGUGUUUGGAAAAAAAAACAUGUAAAGGUUAUUUGGUGCCAAGGUUGGAGAUCAAGGUGCUACGUAUAUGUUAAUAAUGUGUUCGUGUCUUGUGGGUGGGUGUUUUGUAGCUCUUGCUAUGUGCUUGGUAUUUUGUGACAAUUAAAUGUCAUGGUUUGGGAGUGGUAUUGUUACUGCAGAGAGAAUUCGGAUGAAAGAAGCCCCGCUGUGUAUUCAGUAAAGAACCAAUUGUCAUAUAGAUCUUUGAUUUUUUUAAUAAUUACCCCUAGACGUUACGAAGCCAUUGAACUGCAAAUCUCCUGUUAGCUGUUUGUUACAGUUGACUUGAUGCAAAACUUGUGCAGGGAAUAGAAUCUACUUCAAUCUGGAAAAAACAUUACAUUUCAUCGAACGAGUAAGAAGAAUUUGCUUCCAUUUGUUACCGAAGACAAGAACUUACUACCAUGCAAUUACAUCAGAAAUCUUCUAAAGUGCAUUGGUAUUUCAUCUUAUUAACCCAAGUGUGAGGCGUUGUUUUCAUCGACUGUUCAAGAAGUUUGUAAAGUGUUCUUUUAAUGAAUAGUUACACAUGUGUUUCUCUUACAAUCGGUAAAAACACGAGGAUGAAAGAGAAAUACAACACCGUGUCUUAAGUCUUGGAAAAGAUAAACUACUAAAAACACGGUUCGGUGAUUUUUGCAAACCUGAAAAUGAUAAUUUAGAAGAGUCAAAAUUGAAAACGUUGCAAGAUUAGAUUGGACUCCGGGGGAAAAUGUGGUGGCCGAAAGACAAAUGUAAUCAACGAAGCUUUAGUAAAACAAAAUAGAAUCAUUCUACACCAAAUUAUUUAUUACUCUAGACCAAAGUGACAAGACAGUUUGUAAAUGCUUGGAGUAAAGAUUUCAAUGUCAAUCCAAAAGGAACUCUACACACAGAAGCUAAAAGCUGGAAUUGUUUAUUUUCCAAAGUUUAGAAAAAUAUCAAUGAAUGACAUUGAAUCGUGGCCUAGUCAUUUAUUAUUGCUUGCACUCAGAUUGCUGUCCAGGGAGCAUUAGGCUUGAAAUGUUAAAUGAAAAAUGUCACCAUGACAAAUAUAUGCAAUGGCAGUCAGACGUCAAUGAACAUUUUUGUUGGAGUAAUCUUUUUCGCGAAUAUCAUGGAAGAUCUUAACUUAAGAAGAAGUCUACAAAAGGAGCUCCAUUUUUAUAGAAUAAUAAUUAAAACUUUCCAGAUAAUCUGAACUUUGAAAAAAAAAAGUUAAAUUAAAACAUUUUCAUGCAACACACUUUUCCUUAAAUUAAAUAUUUUUUACUAUGUUUCAUAAUUUAAAAUUAAAUUUGUUAAAUAUAUAUUUUAACAAAUUACUGCUCAUAGGUCUCAUUUUAGGGUCAGCGGGUCUAAAAAAAACAACCUAGAAACAAGUCUAAUAUUUGAGGAUCCAAAAUUAUGCCGGUCAAUGUUCUUUUUAAAAACAAUUAUCCAUUUAAGGAUUAUAAAAAAUCGAUUUUCUAUCAGAUCUCACUCACAUUUUGGCGAAGUCACGGAACUACGCUGAACUUCUGGCCGCUUGGUCAGGGUGGAGAGCUGAAACUGGCGGCAAGAUGAAAAACUUGUUUGCCGAAUAUGUGGAAUUAAGCAACGAAGCUGUGAAAAUACUUGGUAGGUUUUUACAUUGUUGAGAAAUAAAAUGAUCAUUCAUUUGUAUAAACAUCUAAUGUAGAAGAAACAAACAUUUUUACUGUGCUGCUUUCAACGAAAUCAAUUUAACAUGCCAUUUGUUAUUGCAUAAGUUACUCAUUUUAAUUAUUAAGACAAUACAUUGAGAUGGCAAAAUCUAGCUGAUUCAUCCAGGUACAGUGUUUGAACAUGUUAAAAUUAUAAAUAAAUUAACUAAGCAUAAAUAAAGGUUUUAACUAAUGGUAAUAUCUACAAAAAUUAAUCACACGAUUUUCUGAGGUGAUUUGUUUUGUAAAUGAGUAUUUUUUAAGGUGAAUGGUGUGGUAAAUGAGUAUUUUAACAUUCUUUUUUAAAUUAUUCGAACUUACUCUAAAUUUUAACAGGUCACGCUGACACUGGUGCCUACUGGCGCUCCUGGUAUGAAACUCCAACCUUUGAAGAUGACGUCAGAGCAUUGUUUGAUCAGAUCCGUCCACUGUAUGAACAGCUCCACGCCUACGCCAGGAGAAAACUCAAACAAAUCUACGGGAAUGACAAGUUUCCAUCUUCCGGUCACAUCCCAGCACAUCUUCUGGGUAAGUGGUAUAUAUAAUCACUGUUUCAGUUUAUUCAACGUCUGGUCACAUCUUCUAGGUAAGGCGUAUAUUAUAAACACUUAAUGUACCAAGCAGUUAGGUAAACUUCUGGUCUCAUCUUCUAAAUAUCAAGUAUAGUAUAUUCAGUAACUGUUUUUUAUCAGUUUAACUAUAUAGUUAUGGUAAGGCGAAGAUACACAAGGUGACCAACAGAUUAUUAAAUUGACACUCAGUUUCGGAACUGAUAGAGUGGAGCAUAUUGAACGUCACCCUAUCUCACCUUCCCAAGAUUCUCAUACUUAGCAUUGGGGUAAAACUAAAGGUAUAUUGAAAUAUUACCCUUCAAUAGCACGAUUUGAAAUGAUAGACCGCAACCGGUGAGAGCAGCAUUAAGAAGGUUAAACCUUGGAUUCAAGCACAAAGGCUGGCAAUUACACAGUUAAUUUAUUUUCACAUCAAGUUCAAUGUUAGUUUCUUCUUGAGACCUUGCGCGCGCAAUUUUUAAUGUUUGCCAGAAGAAGAAUCCUUUGAAAGCAAUUGUUUACCGGCUAGCAAGCUAAUAUAAGAACAAUUUAUUUUAAUUGACGAAGUGUAGAACUAUAUAGCUACUCCAUCGUCUCACGAAGACGGAAGGAUGCCAUAUUAUUUUAAUUAUUUAUCAAGACAGCGAGGAGGGCUAGGACAGUAAAAAAACGGGGGGGGUAAAAUUUUUAAUUAACAUAACAUUGGGGAAGCACUGAUGAAGUAUCUUUUGUUGUGUGUAGCAGCCUAGUGAUGGCUUACUCACAUCACGUGACCAAACAAGGAAGUGACUAAGCGACUCCCAUUUUUAAUUAUUUAUCAAGACAGCGAGGAGGGCUAGGACAGUAAAAAAACGGGGGGGGGGGGGGUGGGGGUGUCAAUGUCAUGGAUUGGAAUCGAAACGUGAAAUAAUGGAAGAGAUGGUAACACAAAGACAUUUCUUCCUCAUUCCUCUCACAGCUGGAACAUCUUAUCAGGGGCAAGUUGACGUACGUUAUGUUGAGAUUGUCAGAUUUAAUCGUGGUGGUCAUCUGUUGAAAUCAUCGUGAAAGUAACUUAACUUUGUUAUAAUCCCUUAAAAAACAUAUAAAAUUGUAUUAAUGAAAUUAGCCCCGUUCAGUCAUUCACUCUGACAAUGCUUCGUGUGAUCAGGAGACAUGUGGGCUCAGCAGUGGAGUGCACUCGUAACAGAACUGACCCCCUACAAAGGUAAACCCACUCUUGACGUCACGGAUGAAAUGGUUAGACAGGUGAGACAUUUAUCAUAAUCAUGUUAUUCUACUGUGUCUUAUUUGAUUUGACCAGAAAACCACCGUUAAUUUUUAAUUUAUUUUUAUAAGUUCUCUUAUAAUGUUCUUACAGCAGAUAAGGUUGUGGUCAAUGUUAAUCGGGAAGAAACAAUUUACUCUCACAGAUUUUGUUGUCUUUGUUUCCACAGAAUUACACGCCAAUCAAGAUAUUUCAGACAGCAGAAGAUUUCUUCAAAUCUCUAGGAAUGAAGAAAAUGCCAGACAAAUUCUGGAACAAAUCCCUUUUUGAGAAACCUAAAGAUGGCCGAAAAAUUGUGUGUCAUCCAACAGCCUGGGACUUUUAUAACAAGAGAGAUUUCAGGUAACAGUAGAAUAAUUUAAAGUUAAGUUUUAAGAAUAAACAAAAGUUUAAACAAUUUUAAGGAUUUAAUUUGAGCAUAUUUAAAGAUUAAAGUCGUCCCUUAAGCUGACGAAAAGUUUUAUAAUUUUCAUGCCCUUACAUGAACAGUUUUUUAAAGAAUUUCCCGAAUCAAAAUAAGGCGACUGCAUUUACACUCACAGCUACAUUGGGGCCGUGACUGGGUAUUAGUUUUAGAACAAACGUACUUGAAAUAACUGUAAUAAAAACAACUGAAUUUGCAUUAAUUGUACUUGGAAUAGCUGUAAUUGAAAUAACUGUACUUGGAAUAAUUGUAAUUGGAAUAACUGUAAUUUAAAUAACUGUAUUUGGAAUAAUUGUACUUGAAGUUAGUGUUCUUGAAAUAUCCGUUCCUGGAAUAAUUGUACUUGAAAUAGCUGUACCUGGAGAUAUUGUUCUUGGAUUAAGCGUUAUUGCAAAUUCUGAAUUUUUAAAAAAAAAAUGCUCCUUGAAAUAUAUAUUAAAGAAUAUUAUACUUGUGAAGUAUGUCUUUCUUUUAAUAUCUAGAAUCAAACAGUGCACAUUGAUAACAGCCCAGGAUCUGGAGACAGCCCACCAUGAGAUGGGUCAUAUCGAAUACGCCCUGCAGUACAAAGACCAGCCGGUCAGCUUCAGAAAUGGAGCCAACCCUGGUGUGUGCAUGUUUGUAGAACAUUGAAUAUAAUUCUUUAUUUCAUAGAUCAAUAGGUCAAGUUGGAAUGUGCAUUAAGUCUGUGAGUUUUAAACUGCAGUGAACGAGGCGUGUCUUAGUUGAGUCAAGUGUUCUGUGUAUUCAUAAUUGUUUCCUAAAGGGUGGUUUUUUAGGAUCUUUAUUAAAUGAACGUAAUUAAUUAACCGAAAUAAAAUAAAGAAUAUUGACUUGGUAGUCAAAAAUACUCAAAAUUAAAAUAUUACAAGAAAAACAAAGAAAACUAUUUAUUAAGCUGUAUUCAGACCAGUUGUAACAUACUCAAGUGAAACUUGGACCCUAACAAAAAACGACAGAACAUCUAUUAAACACGUUGGAGAAAAAAGUUAUCUGGAACAUAUUUUGACCAACAAAGGAUGAAUAUGGAUGGAGAAUACGAACCAACCAGGAAUUGUUUAGUCUAUGUCAGGAAAUUACGCUAGAAGCAGAAAUUUUAAAAAAGGGGCGGGACAAUAAGAAAGAGUGCCAAAUGUCCGAGGGGUGAAAAGGUUGGACCACCGAAACAACAGAGGCUCAAAGGCAGACCUAUGCUUAGAUGGAUGGAUGAUGUGGAGAAAGCCCUACUAAUUUUGGGAAGCUGGGGUUGGGCUCUGUCCUAACACCAUAUUUCCUUUAAAUCUUUCCUUUUUUUAAUGUCUUACGAGUUUCUACCUUUUCACAAUUUUUAUGCCUGUUGUUCGUACAUUCGUUCGUAAAUUAAUAUGGUCUUGAUAUGUACCAGGCACUUCAUAACUGGUACAAAAAAAAAAAAAAUUAUUGCGCCCACUGCUUUUAUUCAACAAAAAUAAGGUUUACUAUGUCAAUCAACAACAUUGAUUUUACACAUUUCAUGAUGUGAUUUCCCCUUAACCUAAAUGAAAAUACAUAUUCAAAGAUGUUUUAUCGAAUAGAGCUCAAGACACCAGUAACACACUGUCUAAAUGAUAAUACAUAUUCAGGUAUGUUGAAUCUAACAGAGCUCAAGAUACCAGGAACACACUGUCUGUACAUUUUACUUUGUGUUCUUCUCAUAUGAAUAAGCCACAGUCUCUCUGCAUGCGAACAGACGAAAACAAUUUUGAAUUUGCGCGACUGUCUUCAGCACCCUCAAAGUCCGCACGGCUUCCCUCACGCUGAUCAAUGUUAAGUAUAGGGUUGAAUACAAGCUUAAGCCAAAUGAUUAUCCUGGAGCAUGCGACAACUUGGGUGAAUUCCGUUUAUGUAUGGUACUGACAUCAUAAUGCCUCUCCAGAUCCUUAAAAAUGUCCUUCCCCUGAUCAUAAAAUAGAUUAGAAACACUGAAUUCAACCAUACUCCGUACUCUUGAUUUUGAUAUAAUUUUUAAAUCACUUCAAACCCCUCCACCCCUCAAGAUUCAUCUAACUUAUUUACUUAUGCCUUUUACCCCGUCUGGGGCAUGGGGAGUCUACAAGAAUAUUCCAUUCAUCUCGGCCCUGUGCUUUCCUUUCCAAUAGCUUCCAGGUCUAUCCCAUACUUUGUUUGUAUGCCUCUAGCACGCGUCUCCGUGUAUUUUAGGGCUUCCCAUCUUUCUUUAUCAUGUGGAUUUUAUGUUAGCGAAUGUCCCGUGAUGUUAUCUGGGGGUUUGCGUAGAGUGUGCCCUAUCCACCUCCAUCUUUUCCUUAUGAUGUCUUCAGCAAUAUGAUCAUGGUAUGUAAGAAUCAUUCUAAGACAAGUGUUUAUAAAGAUAUGUACUUUCUGCGUCAUGCUCGCUGUUGUUCUCCAUGCUUUGAGUAGGACUGUUUUAAAAUUUGUGUUGAAAAUUCUGACUUUGGUUUGAAGAGUCAUCUCCUUUGACUCCCAUCUUUCUGAAAUAUUUCUAAAAUCUGAAAUGCCCCCACCCCCGGGGAAAAGUGUCUGAAAGAAACACUGCAAUGCGUUUCAGAAAAUUAAGUACAAUCACUUGUGAUGAAGCCAUCACCUUCAAUGUUAAACUCACCAAAUAAUUGUCUAUUUUACUACAGAAAAUAUGUAUCCCUUGUUGCAAAUCUUGACAUGGUAUCCAUUGUAACUUAAAAGAAUAACGACUUUUUGAAUAGCUGUCGACAUAAUUACAAUAGUGUUUGUCAUUUUAAAUGUGUUUAUGUAAAAAUGUGUUGGAAAUCUGUAACUGUGAUGGUUUCAUUAAUGUAAUGGAAAUCAAUAUAGGUCUCAAUUUAGAAGUUGAGACUGAAAGAUCAUGAACUGACUUUCACCAUUUAGAACAAAGUAAACAUAUAAAACGUAAUGUUAGCAUUCUAGGAUUGGAAAAAGAUAUGCCACCAUAAGGUGGAUCUCUCAUUCAAAAUAAGUCACCAUUGAUGCCAUCGUAAGGUGGAUCUCUCAUUAAAGCUAAAUAAUCACAGAUAAUACCGUGGGGUGGAUGUCUCAUUAAAGAUAAGUCAUCAUGGAUGCCAACUUGGCGAAACAAUAUCUACAAGCACAUAAUUGGAGAUAAAAACUGCUGCACCUUUACCUUGAAAUGGCAUUUAGACAUCUGUGUGUGCGGGUGUCGUGUUGUGUGUUCGUGUGUCAUACAAAAUUUUAAUCUAUAUAGGUCAUAGUCAAUGUUUACUCAAAUCGAUUUAAGUUAUUUUUGAUUUCACAUGAUGCUGUACGAAAGUGGCUUAAAGAUUCAGGAAAUGAUGUUUCCAAGUACGACUGUGAUGGUGAAUAAUAGUGUUUUUGGUGCGUUUCUUAAAUAGGAUUUCAUGAAGCUGUCGGUGACGUCAUCUCCCUUUCAGUGCAAACACAAGAACACAUGCACGCCAUUGGUCUCAUUCCGAAUGUUAGCAAUGAUACUGGUAAGUUGGAGAUAAUUUAUAUUUAAAGACUUUCCUUUAUUGGGAUUUUAGCCUUAGGCGCUUCUCUAUUAUCACAACCUAACGGCACUUGAAAAUGUAGUUUAUUGUUAAAAUGUGUUUCUAAUACACUACAACUGGGAACGCGCUAAGAUUAUAAAUGUAAAAAACUGUUAGACAAUCAUAUAGCGCUUCUGUGUCAGUGUUGUUACUUCUCGUGUGUCUGGACUUGUGCUGUGUCGUGUCUUAAGCUGUGUCGUGACGUCGACUGUGUCUUGACGCCAUUCCACUUUAUUAUUCUGAGUUUGAGAAAAAGGAAUGUGCGCAUUAACUUUCCAAGAGGCUUACCGCCACCCCCUUUCCGUUGCGCCUCUUAGAGACCCCCUGGAAACAUUAUAAGUUAACCCAACUUAACUAGAUAUGCCUCUCUUAUGGACCCCCUCCCCCCCAACCCAGGAAACAUUUUAAGUCAUCCAACUUAACCAGAUUUGAACCUCUAUAUGGACCCCUGCAAACAUUAUGAAGCCACAAGACUUAAUCGGUUUUCGCCUUGGCCCUCAGCGGCUAAAAAAAUUAUCACUGGCUUUUUUUUUUUUAAUACAUAAGCUCCACAAUAUUUUUUUACAUUUUCUAAAUCUAGAAUCUGACAUCGAUUUCCUGAUGAGAAUGGCACUAGAAAAAAUCUCUGUUCUUCCCAUUGCUUACCUGAUCGAUCAAUGGCGCUGGGGUGUGUUUAGAGGUGAUACCCCACCUGAAAAGUACAAUGAGCAAUGGUGGAACCUCAGGUAUCACGUUAAUAUGUUGGCAUUUUUUCUAGAAAAUCAUGUAACACAUUUGACAAAUAAACAUUUGAAACAUUCGGGAAAACUAAACGUAUUCCACAGUAUUGUUAAUUCUAAGUUUGUACCUGUCUCCAGGUGUAGGUACCAAGGAGUAUCUUCACCUGUAGCUCUCGACUCAUCUGACUUUGACCCAGGAGCUCAUUACCAUAUUGCAGCCGGCGUGCCUUAUAUCAGGUGACAAUGACAUUAUUUUUUUCUUUCUAUUGACCGUAGCAUCUUAAAAUUUCUGCCAGCCUGGAAGACAUAUUCCGGAGAAAAAUGACAAUGUCGUGAAAGAUACAUAAGUAAUAAAAGUUAUUUACAGUGACAAUCAUUAAAUGUCUUUAAAAUUAGCAAUACACACGGUGGGUAACUCUGGACAUCAAAUGGUUCACAUUUAAUCCAAGGUAUGACAAUUAUUCCACUAUCAGUUCAAAAUAAUAGAGUUAAAUCAAACCUGCGUUUUAUUGCACAUAAAGAGGGGGGGAUGACGUCAGCGUCACGAAUGGAUCACGGUUCAACCGCGGGAAGAGAUGGUCCUUCGCACGUGUGGAUGACCAAACAAAGAAUUUAAGGCCCAGCACAAAAGCUUGUGCUACAUUUAGAUUUACAUUCCUCGGAUUACCUACAGCAAUGACACCUGGGGUUGCCCACAGCAGUGACACCUGGGGUUACCUACAGCAGUGACACCUGGGGUUACCUACAGCAGUGACACCUGGGGUUACCCACAGCAGUGACACCUGGGGCUACCUACAGCAGUGACACCAUGGGCUACCCACGGCAGUGACACCUGGGGUUACCCACGGCAGUGACACCUAGGUCGUGCACACCGUAUUGCUAUAGGUGGGCACACUGCCACAAGAAUUUUAUUUUUUUCAAAUAUUGCCCUAACGUUUCCACAGAAAAUGUUCAUUGAUCAAAUAAAUCUAAACUAGUUUAUUAACUAUUGAGACAUUGUUCUAUACGCCUGUGAUUGCGGCCCUCCGAUCUCUCUAUUAUAUACAAUUAUUUUACAGGUAUUUUGUGAGUUAUGUCAUCCAGUUUCAAUUCUAUAAAGCCUUAUGCGACGAAGCUGGCUAUAGAGGUCCACUUCAUAGAUGUGAUAUCUACAACAGUAAGCCUGCAGGAACUUUGUUGAGGUAGCCUGUUAUUGCACUUGAUAUGCCGUAUUUUGUGGGGGUUUAUUAUACGUUUUAUAUUAUAAUUAUGGACGUAAAGUUAUACGUCACUGAUAUCUAACAUAUUUACACUAUAUCUCCAUUUCGUUACAUACAUUCACUCGUGACAGUUCCCUCCUCACGCCUGGUGGCAGGGAGGUCGAUAGGAUCCUAUUAUUAUAUCAUGGAAGUAAAUCUGAAAAAUUAUGGAUAUUUGCGUGGAUGCUAUAUCAGAAAGAAAUUGCGAAUAAAGGGAUUUUAUAUAGUCUUCAAAAAUAUAAAUAGCCCUUAAUUUCAAUUUAUUUCAUUUUAUUGGGAUUUGUAAUUAGCUAGUAAUUUUAGUCUAAUAUUUGCAUAUUCCAUGCAUUGCAUGUAGUCUGUAUUGUUCUAAUUAACAUAAAGUAAUAUUGUGUUUACGACAGUUCGGCUUGGUUUCAUAUUGCAAUUUAAAAAAAUAAUUUAGAUAAUUACUACAGAGUAUUUUGACUUUGUUUUCUCUUAUCUUCCCCAGUAACAUGUUAAAACUUGGCUCCUCCAAGCCCUGGCCGGAAGCCAUGUAUCUACUCACAGGACAAUACAAAAUGGACGCCCAGCCUCUCAUGGACUACUUCAAACCUCUACUAGAAUAUUUACGACAAGAGAACGGCAUUGACUAUGGCUGGCAUCCCACAUGUCCAACUACGCCAGAACGUUAACAAAAAUAACACUGCGAAUCCCAAUUAUACUGGCUAUGAACACGCUGGUUGUUGUAAACUCUCUUGUUUCUCUUUAAAUGAUUUAAGACAGCUUUGAAGAAAUUAAACUCAUUAAUGUAAACGCCCAGUGCCUUUCCAUCAUUCAAUAUGUUACAACUUAAGUUCUAAGUUGAUUAAAGUUUAAAACCAGUCUAUCGUGAAGUGUCUUCCUGAAUUUUUUAUAACAAGGUUUCUUAACCACGGAAGCCGGCAACACAAGGCGUAAUUAAAUGCAGGGAAACAAUACUUGAAAUAAUGAGAAGGCUGAGAUUUUCUCGUUGAUAAUUAACAAAUUCAAAUAUUUUUUAAACGGAAAUUGAAAGGAAAAAUACUCAAAUUUCAUUUAUUAAUAGCAUUUUUAUUUUACUAAAUAUAGAGUUAAUAAAAAUUAUAGUUUGAUUAGUAUUUAACAAAUAUGUUGGUCCUCAAAGGAAUUUUCAUUGUCCCAUUACGCGCCUAUUUGUACCUAGACGUUUGUAGAAAGCAUUUCUUAGGUGUUAGUAAUGGAUGGAUGGAUGGAUGGAUGGAUGGAUGGAUGGAUGGAUGGAUGGAUGGAUUGACGGACGGAUGGACGGACGGAUGGAUGGAUGGACGGAUGGAUGGACGGAUGGAAGGAUGGAUGGAUGGAUGGAUGGAUGGAUGGAUGGAUGGAUGGAUGGAUGGACGAAUGGACAGAUGGAUGGAUGGACGGAUGGACGGAUGGAUGGAUGGACGGAUGGAAGGAUGGAUGGAUGGAGGGAUGGAUGGNUAGUCUCCGUGGGCAGCAACUAAAUCCAGCUUAGAAGUAGUCUCCGUGGGCAGCAACUAAAUCCAGCUUAGAAGUAGUCUCCGUGGGCAGCAACUAAAUCCAGCUUAGAAGUAGUCUCCGUGGGCAGCAACUAAAUCCAGCUUAGAAGUAGUCUCCGUGGGCAGCAACUAAAUCCAGCUUAGAAGUAGUCUCCGUGGGCAGCAACUAAAUCCAGCUUAGAAGUAGUCUCCGUGGGCAGCAACUAAAUCCAGCUUAGAAGUAGUCUCCGUGGGCAGCAACUAAAUCCAGCUUAGAAGUAGUCUCCGUGGGCAGCAACUAAAUCCAGCUUAGAAGUAGUCACCGUGGGCAGCAACUAAAUCCAGCUUAGAAGUAGUCUCCGUGGGCAGCAACUAAAUCCAGCUUAGAAGUAGUCUCCGUGGGCAGCAACUAAAUCCAGAAGUUUUCCUGGUUGAACCCUACUUUGUUUUAAUCAUUUUAUAUUGUGCUAAUCUGAAUGGAGUCUUUCCCCUUAUUACCCUGUGAUUUUUCACAAUGAUAACGAAAUACUAGCUACGUUACAGACAACAUGCAUGUGGAACUGACAGCAACUAUUUUAUUAAUCUUUUACCUUCUUUUUAUGCAGCCCCCAAAAGUGACAUUUGCUUUUUUUUUAAAGUGUUGUUAUAUAGGUUCCCUUCUGGUUCUGGUCGUGCCCGUCGCUGUUUUGCUUUACGUUAGAUUCGUACUACCUUUAGGGCUAUGCCUAGGGUAUGAUUAUAUUUCUUAAUUAAGUACUCUAACUUAUCUCACUCCACACUCCCUCUAACAUUCAAAGACACUCUCAUUGGCUCUGACUUCUAUUAAUACUCUCACUACACUAAGAAACACAGGUGGUUCAGCAAACAAAUAAAUAUUUAAUUAUAAAACAGAAUUAGCUACAUACACAUUAAAUAUACUAUACACAUGUAAAGGAUAUCGAGAUAUACUGCCCAAUAUUAUUAAAUACUAUGUUCCGACUGGCGAUCUCGUCUUCUGUAGGCGGUCAGUUACAAGCCCACACACCACUCUUGUUUGUUUGGCCUCCCUCUCUGGUCACUGGUCGGACUCUGGUCACUCGCACCACGACGUGAUUUGUGUAGACUCUAACACACUCUUACGGGGGGCACAAAACACAGCUCUCUCGCUGGUCACUGGUCACUGCGCCGUCUCUGCUACACCAGUGGGCCCAACCUACACUUGGUUCAUUUGAUUAGUCUGAUCCUAAACCGAAUCCACUGACUCAACCGUACUGAGUAGUCUAGGCUCUACGGCAGGGGUCUCAAACUCGCGGCCUGCGGGCCAAUUGCGGCAGCAAGAUCAUAUUUUGCGGCCCAAUACAUGACAGCAAAGUUCAGUGUUAAUUCAGCUCGCGCGAUUUCCCCAUUCUCUUAUAUAUAGUGUGACUUUCCCCGACAGUUUCAGUCGAAUCUCACCGACUAGUCUAAUUGUAGUUGUUAUUUUAAAGCAUUUUAUGAGAUAAACAUGGAAAAAUUGUGUUUUUGAGUAAAGUUUAAAAAGUCAGUUAGUGGGUAAUGCACAAACAUAGAUGUGUUAAAUCGUAGCAAUCUGACACGAUAUCAAAUAAUCCCUAUUAAAAUUGCCCCUAGUGUUUACGAGUGAGGGAAAUUCCCAGCCUGUCAAAUUGGUCACUUUCAAAAUAGGAUUCUCCUUAACAAUGCAUCUUCCUUCGCAUAAAUAAUUCAUAAAUAUUGCCUGCUCCAACCUACUAGCCUUCAUGGAGAAAGAUUGGGUGAUUGUUCAUGUACUAAGUGAUCCCAAAAGGCUCAUGGACUUGGCUUUUUCUUGUUGACAUUUCAUAGGAGCUGAAUGUACUCAACGCGAUGGAACAAGACCAGGGGCAGCUCGUCACUGUUGCCUAUGACAAUGUCAGUGCAUUGUAAGAACAGGGACCACGAGCUGACAAUGUACAUGUGAAAAAACUAUUUUGUAAGAACAGUGACCACAACAAUGUUAACAAUGCCCAUGUGAACAAACUAGUUUGUUAUGAGGUCAUUGACAUAUAAAUACCUUGGCUUUAACGCUUAGGGGAGAGAAAAUAUAAAAAUUUAAGGCACACAAACCAAAAUAAUCAGUUUUUUUUUUCAAUGUAUGCUUUUUCCCCAUGGGUAUACUUUUAAACAAUGAAACAUCCCGCACAAUGAAAAUGAUAUCCUUACCAGCCCUCUCCAAAUUACAUUAAACACAUCAAGUUCACCUGUACAUACUUCUGUGUGUGUGAGGGGCGGGGAAGGUUUAAAGAGAUUAUAAUUUCAUAAGACCUAAAACAAUUUUUUGUUUCAUUUAUCGAUGAGAGGAAGAUAGGGGACGAAGCCUGGGGAGGGGAUCUGCUGUACCCCUAAUUUCUUGCCGUUUGACAACGCCUCCAGUUGCAUGCCUUCCUCUAGGCGCAUAUCUAAAAAGGAGCUAUCCUAGGUCAAACUAUUUCCCCUCUAUAACUUAAUACUGUUCGGCCCAUACGUCCCAUCCAAUUUGCAUUUAACAUGGUCACUUGUACUUUCUCCUGUACGCUCAAUGUUACUCUCUCUUGUGCGUUCUCUUGCACUUCCUCGUGUACGUUCACUUGUACUUCAUCAUGUACGUCCAAGUGUACUUCCUCAUGUACGUCUACUUGUACUUCCUCAUGUACGUUCACUUGUACUUCCUCAUGUACAUUCACUUGUACUUCCUCAUGUACAUUCACUUGUACUUCCUCAUGUACGUUCACUUGUACUUUUUCUUGUACGUCAACUUGUACUUCCUAAUGUACUUUCACUUGUACUUCCUCAUCCACGUUCACUUGUACUUUCUCUUGUACGUCCACUUGUACUUUCUCUUGUACGUCCACUUGUACGUCCACUUGAACGUCCACGUGUACUUCCUCAUGUACGUCCACUUGUACUUCCUCAUGUACGUCCACUUGUACUUCUUCAUGUACGUCCACUUGUACUUCCUCAUGUACGUCCACUUGUACUUCCUCAUGUACGUCCACUUGUACUUCCUCAUGUACGUCCACUUGUACUUCCUCAUGUACGUCCACUUGUACUUCCUCAUGUACGUCCACUUGUACUUCUUCAUGUACGUCCACUUGUACUUCCUCAUGUACGUCCACUUGUACUUCUUCAUGUACGUCCACUUGUACUUCCUCAUGUACGUCCACUUGUACUUCUUCAUGUACGUCCACUUGUACUUCCUCGUGUACGUCCACUUGUACUUCCUCAUGUACGUCCACUUGUACUUUCUCAUGUACGUCCACUUGUACUUCUUCAUGUACGUUCACUUGUACUUCUUCAUGUACGCUCACUUGUACUUCUUCAUGUACGUUCACUUGUAUUUAUACCCGUUGGAGGGUGAACGUGUAAAGAGUUAUAUACUUCCAUAUCACCUGACGUUGCUAAAGAGAGUAUAUAAUUCCAUAUCACCUGACGUUGCUAAAGAGAGUAUAUAAUUCCAUAUCACCUGACGUGGCUAAAGAGAGUAUAUAAUUCCAUAUCACCUGACGUGGCUAAAGAAAGUAUAUAAUUCCAUAUCACCUGACGUUGCUAAAGAGAGUAUAUAAUUCCAUAUCACCUGACGUGGCUAAAGAGAGUAUAUAAUUCCAUAUCACCUGACGUGGCUAAAGAGAGUAUAUACUUCCAUAUCACCUGACGUUGCUAAAGAGAGUAUAUACUUCCAUAUCACCUGACGUGGCUAGGUUUAGUCAAAUCAAGUCCAAAUGCCCAAAUUGAUCAACCAUCCUCCUCCAGACGAGAUACGAUUUCAAUUAGACAAAAGACAAAUCGAUGCAAUAAAAUAUUCACGUGUUUCCAAAAAUAACUGCACGUGAUUCGUCUUCGGUGUUUAAAUUCGCAGAGGGAAAAGCACAAUUAUAUCAAAAGCUUUAUAAGUUAAAUGGAAAGCUGCAUGAAGAAAUAUUUUUUGCAUUUUUACCCCAUACCCCUUUUUUUUUAUCCUCGAUGUGGACACUCACCCCCACCCCUACCCCCUUUGUACAUGUCUCCAGGUGUACGAACUUGGAGAUCUUCACCUGUACCUCUCACCCCUUCUCACUUUGAUCCAGGAACUAAGUUCCAUACACCAGACGGUGUGCCUUAUAUGAGGUUUUUCUAAUGCCCAUUAGCACCUUACCAUAUAUCAGCCUGUGUGUCUUUGUCAGGUGAACAAUGUCAUUUUUUUCCUAACACCCGUAGUGUCUUGGACACUCUACCAGCCUUGAAGAAAUUUUAUAAACCUAUAUACUUAGGACAGGGUUUCAUCUACCAGUCAAUUGGUUUAUUUAUUUACAUUGCUACACCGAAUUUCUACUUUGUUUAAAAACAUAUUCUUAUAAAUUUCUUAUUUAAAAUUUCAAUUGAUCAAAUCAAUCUACAGUUGCUUAUUAUUGCAAUGAGACCUGGAGACAUAUUUUGUAAGCCUUUUAGUCAAUGACAAAAGAUUUUUUCUAGAUUUUUGACAUCUAGUUUCGUAUUAUGUGAUGACGAUGACUGCGGAGGUCUAGCUCACAGAUGUGAUAUCUACAACGGUGCAGGAACUUUCUUGAAGAAUUCUUGCAGGAGUUUUGACUAGGUAUUCUUGCAGGAACGUGUAGGAACUUUAAUGACACUUUAGUGACGCACUAUGAUGCCACAAUUUGGUGACAUACUUUAAUGCUACACUCUAAAAGCAAACUUUGAAGACAAUUUGAAGACACAAUUUGAUGGAACACUUUUGGUGAUAUACUUUAAUGCUAAACUUUAAAAGCACACUUUGAAGACACCAAAUUCUUUGCAGGAACUUUUGCUGAGGUAUUCUUGCAUUAGAAUUUUUGGCGUCUUUAGUUAUUAGUGUGCAUUGAAAAUCAGUAAUCAUAUCUAUGACCUUAAAUUCAUUUUUGUCUGUUUUAGAAAGAUUUGCCCUGUAUCUUCCAAUAAUAAUUUAUCUCAACUAUUGUCCAGUCUGAAGUAGUACGGGAUUAACCUAUGGGCAAACGAGGCACGUGUCUGUGAUGUCCCACGCUGCAACAAGGAAUCGAAUUUUUUUGGAGUGGGGACUUGGUUUAAUCUUGAGCGUACAUGUAAUGACACAAUAUAUUUUGCAGAUGGGCCACCUCCGUGCAUAACAAGUUAUAGCAAUAGGGUGAAAAGAAAAAGUAAGGGAAGCAACUCAGGUGACUUUCAGGGCAAUAAUUUUAAAAGGUAAUGUAAUGCCCAGGGAAUUAAUUUAAUAGGUUCUGUAGCGUUCAGGGCAAUAAUUUUAAUACGUAAUAUAACGUUUAGGGCAAUAAUUUUAAAAGGUUUUUUGACGUUCAGGGCAAUAAUUAAUAGGUAAUGUGAAGUUCAGGACAAUAAUUUAAGUUCCUAAGUUACACUCACAGUUCAUUUAUAAAUGACUUUCUUCAUAUGUAAUAAUUCUUUUCGAUUUUACAUUUAACUUUAUCUGAAUUUGAACAAAAGGUGGAGAUCAAUUGACUUUUUAUAAAAUAUAAAUAAAAACAUGUAAUAAAUUUAGAUGUAAUAUUUGUAUGCAUUGAUCACGUGGCUUGCUCUUGGGCGAAUCUUUUUGUCAUUAUAAAAGCACUGCUAACAAGAAAAAUCAAUUUUAGUUGAAUAGUGCAGAACUAGAUUGCUAGAUGUUAAACAAUUUAAUUUAUUAUUUUUUUUUUUUUUAAAAAGCUUACAUUUUGAAAUAAACAAUUGUAAUCAACCUCUAAAAGUAAAAAUGAGUUAUUACAUUCGAAAUAUUAAAAGUUCGUCCACAAUUGUAGCCAAGCGUAAUUAUUAUCAGGCCAUUACAAACGCGUGGCAUUUUCUUAGAGAACGGCCUUCUAUUCACACACUGAACUCGAACAAUGUAUUAAUUAUAUUUUUUUACAAAUGGAAUAUUCGUGCUGGAUAAACACAUCAGCCUUCCUGGCAAAUAGAACUAGCUGAGAAUCAUCGUCAUUUCAACCGUUUCGUAAAAAAAAAAAAAUCGAUUCCUGUAUAUAAAUGGGUGGCCCUAGAAAAUGUGGGAACAUCUCGUAACAAAGGGUUAAAUAAUUCAAUUAAUUUACUGUUUUGUCAUUGACAGUUGUAAGAAAAUUAUUAUGCUAGUCAGAAAACAUGUUCAAUCUAGCUCCCCCACCCCCACCUCUCCCUGCUUCUCAAAGACUUUUUAUAAGCGUUGGCGUGUUGUCUAUGCUUCUGACUAUAAAGCCAUGUUUUCACAUUUAGGGCCACCCUGUAUGUAUGCUUCUGACUACAAAGCAAUGUUUUCACAUUUUGGGGCCACCCUGUCUGUAUGCUUCUGACUAUAAAGCCAUGUUUUCACAUUUUUUGGGGCCACCCUGUAUGUAUGCUUUUGACUAUAAAGCCAUGUUUUCACAUUUGGGGCCACCCUGUCUGUAUGCUUCUGACUAUAAAGCAAUGUUUUCACCUUUUGGGGCCACCCUGUCUGUAUGCUUUUGACUAUAAAGACAUGUGCUCACAUUUUGGGGCCACCCUGUAUGUAUGCUUCUGACUAUAAAGCCAUGUUUUCACAUUUUGGGGCCACCCUGUCUGUAUGCUUUUGACUAUAAAGCCAUGUUUUCACAUUUGGGGCCACCCUGUCUGUAAGCUUCUGACUAUAAAGCCAUGUUUUCACAUUUGGGGCCACCCUGUAUGUAUGCUUCUGACUAUAAAGCCAUGUUUUCACAUUUGGGGCCACCCUGUCUGUAUGCUUUUGACUAUAAAGCCAUGUUUUCACAUUUUGGGGCCAACCUGCAUGUAUGCUUCUGACUAUAAAGCCAUGUUUUCACAUUUUGGGGCCACCCUGUCUUUAUGCUUCUGACUAUAAAGCAAUGUUUUCACCUUUUGGGGCCACCCUGUCUGUAUGCUUUUGACUAUAAAGACAUGUGCUCACAUUUUGGGGCCACCCUGUAUGUAUGCUUCUGACUAUAAAGCGAUGUUUUCACAUUUUUUGGGGCCACCCUGUCUGUAUGCUUCUGACUAUAAAGCGAUGUUUUCACAUUUUUUGGGGCCACCCUGUCUGUAUGCUUCUCCUUCGUGAAUCACGACGACGCACUAAAAGAUUUAUCGAUUAUUGUGACCGUAGAUAACUUAAAUCAGAUAUCAUCGGUUCAGUUUUAAUGUAUAUUACUUUCAUAAUGAACUAAGAUGGAGCUUUGAGCAGGUGAGUUGGUAGCUGCCUGUAGUGGAAGGUGAGUUCACCGUGAUGUGUGGAGGUGGUUUCCCCCGUGAUGUAUGUAGGUGGUUGUCCACAUGAUGUGUGGAGAUGGUUGUCCCCGUGGUGUAGGGAGGUGAUUGUCCCCGUGUGUGUGGAGGUGAUUGUCCCCGUGGUGUGGGGAAGGUUAUUGUACCCGUGGUGUGGGGAGGUGAUUGUCCCCGUGUGUGUUGAGGUGGUAGUGAUGUGAUGUGUGGAGGUAGUGGUCCCCGUGAUGUGUGGAGGUAGUGGUCCCCGUGAUGUGUGGAGGUGGUAGUCCUCUGGGUGUGUGCAGGUGUUUACCCCCGUGUUGUGUGGAGGUGGUAGUCCCCGUGAUGUGUGGUGGUGGUAGUCCUCUGGGUGUGUGCAGGUGUUUACCCCCGUGGUGUGUGGAGGUGGUAGUCCCCGUGAUGUGUGGAGGUGGUAGUCCUCUGGGUGUGUGCAGGUGUUUACCCCCGUGGUGUGUGGAGGUGGUAGUCCCCGUGAUGUGCGGAGGUGGUAGUCCCCGUGAUGUGUGGAGGUGGUAGUCCUCUAGGUGUGUGGAGGUGGUUGCGCCCUGGUGUAUGGAGGCAGUGUCCCCGUUCAGUGGUGAGGGUGAGCUCCAUGAAAUGGAUGGAGGUGAUCAAAUGUUUACUUGUAUAUUCCCCGUGAGCUGCGAGUGCUCCUAGCUUGAGUCAGUGAGUGGCUAUGAGAGGGCUUCGUUUUUAUCAUUCAUCAUAUUGACAUAAACGUUCGCCAGGGUUGCGUAAGGAAAAUAAUGCACACAACACAAGUGGAGAGAAACAGUUAGGACAUGCACAUGAAGCGACGUGGGGCUUUCAGCCAUUUCUGUCUUUUUCUUUUUGUUUUGUUUCGUUAUUUCGGUGUUUUUUUUCCAUGUUCAUGGCAUAAGUUACGUUUUUUAUUUUGUCAGAUGUUUAGUAAGAUUACGGACACUGCAUCAUAACUAAAAGUAUAUGGCCUACAUGAAAUCUGAUAAGUGUUAUUAUCAAUCUAUCGGUACGGCUGUUAUUGCGUUCUUGUUAUCAUUGUUUGUUCACAUUAACCGUGGUGUGUUACAUUGGUUUUUCAAUAUGGGGUUAGUCAUAAUAUUAAUUUACUAACCACACAUUGUAAGUAUUUUAACUUUUAAACUUGCUUAUUUCGAGGAGACGGACCCAGUUCGCUCUUUUGUGUUUGUGUAUUUUAUUGACAAUUUUACUAAGAAAAUAUUGUUGCUCGGGGGGAAGAAUCCAAUUUAUGUUGUACUAUGUUAGGAGCCGAAAAUUUUUAGUUCGUCACAGGAGUUUGUUGUGAGAAUCAUACUUUGUUACUUGACAUGAAUAGUGCGGCUGGUGAAUGCUGUGGGUUUUGCUGGUAGUUUUUAGUUGUUGUUUUGUUUUUGUGUUGUUGUUCUUUUUUUCUUUUUUUUUUGGGGGGGGGGGGGUUGUUGGCUGUUUCUUUUGGGUUGUUGUUUGUUUUUGUUGUUUUUUUUUAAUUGGUGGAGGCCGGGAGGGGGGGGGACAGAGGGAGAAGUUUGUGAUUGAAUGUGGGAAGUAUUUCAGCGACGGGCUCCGGUUUACUAAUGCGCUUUGAUUGACACCUCAGAACAGUGGCCUGGGUUGAAAUGCGCUUUGAUUGACCCCUCAGAACAGUGGCCUGGGUUGAAAUGUGCAAUGUACGGAAUUUCGAAUUGUGCAUUUAUCAGUUGUUGACUGAUUGAAUACGUCCCAACAUGUCAAUGUUUGGAUGUUAUGAUUACGAAGAUCAGCGGAGAGGCGCGUCAAUUGGUUUAUGUCCGUUUAGAAUAAUUUAGGAAAUAGUGUUUUGUAAAGAGUAUGUUUACAGUUUGUGUGUGUGUGUGACAAGCGAUGUCAAGGACGUUGAUGGGGGACGACGAAGCAAUGUUAUAAUUUGUUUCGUCAGCGUGUGUUUUAGGAGGGGGGCGUAUAUUUUUAGAAUGGUCAGAUAGCUUAGAUGAGUUAUGAGACCGAGUAUCAUUCUAAGGGUUAAUUAGGAUUGGUUGAAGAAUGAGUGAUAAUAAACAUGUCAGAUCGAUAUAUACUGUGGUGACAGGCUGCCGUAUACUGACACCUUGUUCUGGUGACAACCUGCUACGGUGACACCCUGUUCUUGAAGGAUAUAUAGUGUGGUGACAACCUGCUACGGCGACACCCUGUUCCUGAAGGACAUAUAGUGUGGUGACAACCGGCUACGGUGACAUCCUGUUCCUGAAGGACAUAUAGUGUGGUGACAACCUGCUACGGCGACACCCUGUUCCUGAAGGAUAUAUAGUGUGGUGACAACCUGCUACUGUGACACCCUGUUCCUGAACGAUAUAUACUGUGACAACGAGAAGGCGAUCUUGGCUCGUGACAGCGUUAAGUAAUUCUUUUGUUUACUCUUCGAGAUUGUUCGAGUUUCUCAGGAGAAAGUGAAUGUCGUGAAUUCAUGUUGUGGACUUGUGUCAGCAAUCCUGUGGUAUCUUCCUGUCGCAUUGUGUCAGCAAUCCUGUGAUAUCUUCCUGUCGUGUUGUGUCAGCUAUCCUGUGAUAUCUUCCUGUCGCGUUGUGUCAGCAAUCCUGUGAUAUCUUCCUGUCGUGUUGUGUCAGCAAUCCUGUGAUAUCUUACUGUCGCGUUGUGUCAGCAAUCCUGUGAUAUCUUCCUGUCGUGAUGUGUCAGCUAAUCCUGUGAUAUCUUCCUGUCGUGUUGUGUCAGCAAUCCUGUGAUAUCUUCCUGUCGUGUUGUGUCAGCUAUCCUGUGAUAUCUUCCUGUCGUGUUGUGUCAGCAAUCCUGUGAUAUCUUCCUGUCGCGUUGUGUCAGCAAUCCUGUGAUAUCUUCCUGUCGUUUAGUGUCAGUUAUCUUCUUGUAGCUUGUGAAUUUGCCAUUAAGGGAUAACUGUAAAUAGUAUGGAAAGUGCGAGAGUUGUGCAAAGAGACUUAUGAAAGACGUAUUUGUCGGUGAACGGAAGAAGGUUAUCGCAAGUUCGGCUUGUUGAUGAUAUGAAAGAACACUGGUGUAACAUUGACAAAUACCAGUUUUCAAAACAAAUUGUGAACAUUGCAUAAAAUUAUAUUUACCGCGGGUAAUUGGAGAAAUUGUGAAUUGUAGCAUAUUUGGAUUGAAACAUAUCAAGACUGAUUCCCUUUCUGUGUAUGGAGAUUGUUCUAUUUCUUGUCUUCAGGGCAGAGGCGUACCGAAGGUGAGGCGAUCCGCUGCAUGUGAAAAGUAGGUAAGAAGUUUUCUGUCUUAGGGUUACGCUCUGCUGUCUGUAGGGAGAAAUUAAUCUCUUAUUUUAAGUUUAUGGCUCGUUCUAAACAGUGCAUAACAAAAUACACUACCAUACGGGAAAUACAAUAGCAAAAGAAUACGACACUCAAAAUAGUGCUAACUACAAUUUAUACGUUUUAUUAAUUUACUAAUAAAUUACACAAUAAAAAUAUAUAUAAUUAAAAUCAUUAACUUACAGAGUAUUGUGUUUCUUGUACCGGUACAAAAGUUUAUGAAAAUUACAAUGUGCCAAAAAAUAGGGUACAACGAUGAAUAGGCAUUCUUACAUUUAAAUAAGUAAACAUGGAUCUAUCAAGAAUAACACACUCGUGUCGUCCCGUAUAGUAAAAAUAAAAGCUAGCGUCCCGCUGUCUUUCACUUCCCCGGAUUUAUAUACCGGUAUGGCCAGUUUCUAAGAUUUCUCCAGAAGGAUUACGCAUUGUAAUCGUCUCUCAUACGUUCCACAUAAUUCUACAAGGUUCUAAGAAUAAACAGACUAUUGAUUUUAUUUAGUUGGUAGUAAACUAGGCCAAGAGACUAUUUUUAGCUAGCCACACCUUAAAGGCGAUCUCGAGCUUGUUUUGUGUCUGCUAGAGUACAUGACGUAAACACGUCGUCUACAUAACACUUACUUUACUGCAGGCAAAGAGGCAAGAUCAUUUUUUUUUAAAGUAAGCAAAAUUGAGCGAUAUAGAUGUUGGUUAGUUUUGCUAAGUGCUUAAAUAUAAUCCUACUUAACAAAACUUUUGCAAUGAUGAAUUAAUUUAAUCAUUUUAUUACUUAUUUAAUUACAGAACAAAAUCUUUUUUUAAACUUAAUUAAAAAGUGCUAACCACUGUCCUGAAUUUUAACCAAUGUUAGUGUGGGGGGGGGAGGGGGGGCUCACAGUGAGGCCCUAGAGAUUGGUUUAUAAUGCGAAGGGUCAGUGCCGUUAAACGUUUGAGAACCACUGAUAAAAGAAAUAAACCUUUGUGAAAGACCAUUGAUGUUAGAAAUACAAACAACUUCUCAUAGCUACUUCUUUGUUGAUUCUCAGAAAAACUUUGAUUUAAUUAUUUAUAUAAUUAUUUAAAAUGUUGGGGGUGGGGGAGUUUUCAAUAAAUAAAAUAUUACACCUAUAGCAAGUGUAUUUUUAUAUUAAUUCAUAAAUAACAUAUGUUAUUUUAAAAUAAAUAUGAUGCAUAAUGCAUCCAAUUUUUAGGCUACACUCGAAUGAUUGGUGCAUCUGACUAUACUACUUAAUGUAUCGAUAUCAGCUGACCGGUGUUAAAACCCGGUUGUGAUUGGAUUCUAUGGCUGGGAAAAGUGAUCGCCCUGUUAUUGCAAGCGUACACUCUGUGAUAGAUCUUAACUGUGAUAGAUCUUAACUGUGAUAGAUCUUAACUGUGAUAGAUCUUAACUGGGAUAGAUCUUAACUGUGAUAGAUCUUAACUGUGAUAGAUCUUAACUGUGAUAUAUCUUAACUGUGAUAGAUCUUAACUGUGAUAGAUCUUAACUGUGAUAGAUCUUAACUGUGAUAGAUCUUAACUGUGUUCGAUCUUAAGAAGUUUGCAGAUCGCAGUCUCCCAUAGUGUUGCCCUCCACCCCCCCCCCCCCCCCCCCCCCCCCCCCAAAUUUUUUUUCACCCCAGAUUUAACGAAAAUUCCACUGUAAAGGGAAUAAACAUUAAAAAAAAAAGUUAUUUAAAAUCUAUGAAGGGGACACAAAAUCCGGCCAUAAAAUGGCUCCCGGGGGUUAACUGACCUCUCCAUGCCCUCUCCCUACCCCCUUAAGGGUACCAAAGCUUGCGUCACAAUGGAACUGGCCACUUACGGUCUUAUAAUACAUCAUAUCGACCUGACACGGUGUGACAAGAUUUGACACGCUUUGACACGAUCUGACACGGCUAUGAGGAACAGGGGCGGGUCCUGUUAAAGAAAAUCGUCGAAGAACUCGCCAAAGUCCCCCCCCACACACACACACAAAAUAUGCAUUUAUAUCUAUGAAAUAAGUACAAGAACGCCGUUCCCAUGCGUUCCUGUGUGAUUCUACUAGAUUGUAAAAACCGUUUACCGGUUUCAACCGAAUCUCCAUAAAGCGCUAAGCCACUUUGCCGAUAAAACCGGUGAUAAGAUCCCUAAUUUUAACAUAGUUAAUUUUCUGACUUCUGAAAUAAAAGGACCCGUUAUGUGUCUAGAAUGCACUUUCUCUGAUCUUAGAACCAAUUAUACGUCUGUGCUACAGAUGCCAACGUUACAGGCUUAACAGAUCUGGGAGCACAUGCGUUUCAUUCCCGUAAUUAACCGUGCUGAUGCCUUCAGGCCACAUCCGAGCGACUAUGUUGACAGGACAAAACUUAUUAUCACUUAUCACCCUAACAAUCUUAUAGCUAAACGUGCUUAUCUUAAAAACCGUUCUAUACUACUCGCAGACAUACGAGAAAUUUUCUCUUCCCCACCUCUCUUUGAUUUCAGACUGGAUAAAAAUCUGAGAGACCUCCUUGUGCGCAGCCGUUGCAACACUUGCCCUUUUGUCGUCCAGACUUAUCACAUACGUCUCCCUAAGGGCAGUUUUCAAAUACGCGACGGUUUCCUUUGUACAAGCCGCAAUGUUAUCUACGCAAUUGUCUGCACCCGCUGUCAGAUGACAUACAUAGGGGUGACUGAACACCGACUCUCUGACAAGUGUACCACACACCUCCAUAACAUUACACAAGAUAAACCGUGUCCCGUCUCCAAACACUUCAAUAGUAGUGACCACCAGGGAAGGACGGACUUUUCAAUAUAUGCGAUCGUGGCUAGCACGAACACACCCAGGCGGGUGAAUUAUCCUGACUUAUGGCACAUUUACGCCACAUUGUAUGAACGUCAUGUCUCUUUUCAGAGCUUGAAACUAGCCCUGCCUCUCCACGUCCUGACCUAUCGCAGUGGACUUACUGCUCCUCUUUUCUUUCCCUCAUCCCUAUUUAAUCUCUCACCCACUUAUUUUCUGUCACAAAUCAUUUGCUGCCCACGGAUACUACAAAUCUAAGUGCUAUUUUUUAAUUUUAUUCUUUUUUUAUUUUUUAAUAUAUUUUUUUUAUAUUGUUUUUACUCAAUCUUUAUCAAUAAAAUACCUGGAACUGACUUCCAUUUCUUUGAAAUAGACACAGUUCAACUUUAAAAUGAAAUGUCGGAGGUGAAAUUUGUAAGCGCUUUAGUUUGACCAUUUAAAACAUCAAGAUAACCUGUGCCGUACAAAAUCUGACGUACCCGGCCACGCCAAAGUUUCUUUCUGAGUGUCCGAUUCUUUUCUAUAUUAUUCUCUUCCUUGCAUAAAAAAAAUCUAAUAAGCCUUCACAUAAUAUAAACCCACCAAUGCAUCCAACCAGUGCAACCAACCAAUGCAACCCACCAAUAAAAGCUACCCAAGCAACCCCCUCAUUGCCUCCCACCAAUUAAACUUACCAAUGAAACCUACCAAUGAAACCUACCAAUGAAACUUACCAAUGAAACCUACCAAUGAAACCUACCAAUGAAACUUACCAAUGAAACCUACCAAUGCAACUAACUAUUGCAAACCACCAAUGAACCUACCAAUUCAACCCACCAACACAUCACACAAAUGAAUCCCACCAUUGCAUUGUUCACGACGUUUAGUGUUAUACUGCAAAAUGAUCUUGCGGCUUUGGAAAAAAACAAAUGUAGGUCAAAUGGAGGAGCAAACCAAUUGUAGGUCAAAAAGGGAGCACGCCAAAUGUAUGUCACAAAGGGUAACACGCCAAAUUUAGGUCAAAAGUGGAGCACACCGAAUGUAGGUCAAAAAGGGGAGCACACCAAAUGUAAGUCAAAAAGGGGAGCACGCCAAAUGUAGGUCAAAAAGAGGGCACGACAAAUGUAGGUCAAAAAGGGGAGCACACCAAAUGUAGUUUAAAAAGGGAGUAAGAAGCUCAUUAGUGAUUGAUAUUGCCUAAAAUUUUUAAGAUUAUUUUAAUUUAAAUUAAGCGUCCCCAAUAAAAGGUGAAAAUCUGUGGAUGGAAAGACAUUGUGAGCUGGGAGUGUUGGAUGGAAAGACAUUGUGAGCUGGAAGUGUUGGAUGGAAAGACAUUGUGAGCUGGGAGUGUUGGAUGGAAAGACAUUGUGAGCUGGAAGUGUUGGAUGGAAAGACAUUGUGAGCUGGAAGUGUUGGAUGGAAAGACAUUGUGAGCUGGAAGUGUUGGAUGGAAAGACAUUGUGAGCUGGGAGUGUUGGAUGGAAAGACAUUGUGAGCUGAGAGUGUUGGAUGGAAAGACUUUGUGAGCUGGAAGUGUUGGAUGGAAAGGCAUUCUGAGCUGGGAGUGUUGGAUGGAAAGACAUUGUGAGCUGGGAGUGUUGGAUGGAAAGACAUUGUGAGCUGGGAGUGUUGGAUGGAAAGACAUUGUGAGCUGGGAGUGUUGGAUGGAAAGACAUUGUGAGCUGGGAGUGUUGGAUGGAAAGGCAUUGUGAGCUGGGAGUGUUGGAUGGAAAGACAUUGUGAGCUGGAAGUGUUGGAUGGAAAGGCAUUGUGAGCUGGGAGUGUUGGAUGGAAAGACUUUAGUGAGCGGGGAGGGUUGGAUGGAAAGGCAUUGUGAGCUGGGAGUGUUGGAUGGAAAGACUUUGUGAGCUGAAAGUGUUGGAUGGAAAGGCAUUGUGAGCUGGGAGUGUUGGAUCGAAAGACUUUGUGAGCGGGGAGUGUUGGAUGGAAAGACACUGUGAGCUGGGAGUGUUGGAUGGAAAGGCAUUGUGAGAUGGGAGUGUUGGAUGGAAAGGCAUUGUGAGCUGGGAGUGUUGGAUGGAAAGACUUUGUGAGCUGGAAGUGUUGGAUGGAAAGGCAUUGUGAGCUGGGAGUGUUGGAUCGAAAGACUUUGUGAGCUGGGAGUGUUGGAUGGAAAAACAGUGUGAGCUGGGAGUGUUGGAUGGAAAGACUUUGUGAGCUGGGAGUGUUGGAUGGAAAGACACUGUGAGCUGGGAGUGUUGGAUGGAAAGGCAUUGUGAGAUGGGAGUGUUGGAUGGAAAGGCAUUGUGAGCUGGGAGUGUUGGAUGGAAAGACAUUGUGAGCUGGGAGUGUUGGAUGGAAAGACAUUGUGUGUUGGGAUUGUUGGAUGGAAAGACAUUGUGAGCUGGGAGUGUUGGAUGGAAAGACAUUGUGAGCUGGGAGUGUUGGAUGGAAAGACAGUGUGAGCUGGGAGUGUUGGAUGGAAAGACAUUGUGAGCUGGGAGUGUUGUAUGGAAAGACAUUGUGAGCUGGGAGUGUUGGAUGGAAAGACAUUGUGAGCUGAGAGUGUUGGAUGGAAAGACAUUGUGAGCUGGGAGUGUUGGAUGGAAAGACAUUGUGAGCUGGGAGUGUUGGAUGGAAAGACAUUGUGAGCUGGGAGUGUUGGAUGGAAAGACAUUGUGAGCUGUGAGUGUUGUGAUAAAUAUGCAGUCCAACAGUCUGCUAGAACUCGUGUUCGGGGGAUUUUUUCAACUCAGACACACAAAAAUUCUAAUGGUCUCUCUCUCACACUCACUAUGUUUCUCUCUCUCUCACACUCUCUUUCUCUCAUUCUCUCUCUCUCUCUCACUCUCUCUUUCUCUCUUUCUCUCUCUCUCUCUCUCUCUCUCUCUCUCUGUCUCUCUCUCUCUCUCUUUCUCUCUCAUCUCGACUGUACCCGAACUGAUAUUGCAUCAUCUUUAUAGUUAUUCUCAAACUGUUCGAUGUACCUAAUUUUUCAUUAUAAUUUAAUAUUACAUAUUAAAUUCAAUCGUCAUUUUGGCGGUCUGCCCUAACUAAUGCUGGCCUUCACGGGAUUAGCAUGGAUUUGUUUUAGAAUCACUUUUUUUUUCAAUAUUAAAUUAAUCUGUGAGAGCCAGAGAAUCCAUCUAACAAAACAUUAAGUGUUGAUGUUUAAAGUUUUACUACAUUUUUAAUCUGUUUGUUUCCAGCUCGCUGAAAGAUUAGACAAGAUGUCAAAGAAAGUCAUUCUUGUCAUGACACUGUUCACGCUGGUCAAUUCCGGGUUGGAACGCCAAAGUUUGAUCACCGACUCGGCCGAGAUCAAGGCAUUUCUUGACCACUACAACAGCCAGGCGGAGGCGAUCUGGCACACGUCUGCGGAAGCGGCCUGGAAUUACAAUACCGACAUAACUGAACAAAACCAACAACGUAUGGUAACUCGUCCAAGUUUGUAUACGAUUUAUAUGAAACACAUGAUAUGAGUUUGGAGAAAUGAAUUGGCUUGAAUUGUUCUACCAGCUUCAAAAUACGUCAGUGAAAUGUUAUUUAAUGAUUGAGUCCGUGACGUGAAAGAAACGAGAACAAUCUAUGCACCUUUAGUUCCCAUAUUCCUUUAUCUUACUGCCUUCCUCUGAGAACUUUAUCUCAUUUAUUCAUAUAUUAAAAUAAAUGGCACUCGAUUUGAAUCGAUCUUUCGAUCACUCAUUUCGAUUGUAUUGAUGAGAAAACGUUUUCAGAUUUUAAUCUUGAACUCAAUAAAUGAUGUUUAAAUUUUUCAAAUUUAGGAAACAUUAUCUUCCCAAGGAAAAGACGCUGUGCAUAAUGGUUAUUUAGAUAGAAGUACUUAAUUACAAUAGUUUAGAUAUAAUUACUCAAUCGCAAUAGUUUUGAUCUAAUUACUCAAUUUCAAUAGGUUGGAAAUAAUUAUUAGAUCAAACAAGUUAAUAUUUAAUUACUUCUAUUUUCUCUUACAGUAUAUAAAUAAUGAACUGCAGUGAAAUCGAAUUAGGUUUGUUUUUUUUUAUUUAAUUAUUUCUGAUAGAGAGCCUUGAUCACCUUAACACAAGGUGUUAGUGAAAACAUAAUUUUGAUUUCAGUUGAAUCAAAACCUUGUGAACGCCAAGUUCAACAGGGAAUCUUAUAUAAAUGCUACAAAAUACAACCUGGCCGUGAUGAGUCCACGAGACAAGAGACUCUUCAAUAAGAUCAUGGACAUUGGAACAAGUGCACAGAACAAUGAAACCAAACUGGCUUAUGUAAGGAUACUUUAUGUAGAAACAAGAUCUCUAGAAAUAAUGCUAGAGAAGAAUUUCUUGAAUUAAUUCUAGAGAGGAUUUCUUGAAUUAAUACUAGAGAAACUGGUUCCGUCAAAAUCAAACCUAAAUGAUAACUAAAAAAAUCUGAUAUUGUAUUUCAUAAACAUGUAUGCUGAAGAUCCUGCCCAACUUUUUACCCAAACUCUACAUCUCAACCUGGUUUUUUUUCUUGCGUUACGGCUUCGUCCUCGUGAUAUUCCAGGGCCACUUGUCCCAAUGAAAUUGUCUGGUCACUUGUGACAAUGACAUUAUCUGGCCUCUUGUCCCAAUGACCUUAUCUGGCCUCUUGUAUCAAUGACCUUAUCUGGCCUCUUGUCCCAAUGACGUUAUCUGGCCUCUUGUCCUAAUGACCUUAUCUGGCCUCUUGUCCCAAGGACCUUAUCUGGCCUCUUGUCACAAUAAAUUAUCUUGCCUCUUUUUCCGAUGACAGUAUCCGGCCUCUUAUCACAAUGAAAUUAUCUGACCUCUUGUCCCAAUGACCUUAUCUGGCCUCUUGUCACAAUGAAAUUAUCUGGCCGCUUGUCCCAAUGACCUUAUCUGGCGUCUUGUCACAAUGACAUUAUCUGGCCUCUUGUCCCAUUGACCUGAUAUGGCUUAUUGUCACAAUGAAAGUAUCUGGCAUCUUGUCCCAAUGACCUCAUCUGGCCAUUUGUCCCAAUGACCUAUCUGGCCUCUUGUCACAAUGAAAUUAUCUGGCCUCUUGUACUGAUGACAUCUGCCCUCUUGUCCCAAUGACCUUAACUGGCCUUUUGUCACAAUGACUUUAUCUGACCUCUUGUCACAAUGACAUGAUCCGGCCACUUGUCACAAUGACAUUAUCUGGCCUCCGGUCAUAAUGACAUUAUCUGGCCUCCGGUCAUAAUGAAAUCAUCUGAACUCUUGCUACAAUAACAUUAUCUGACCUUUUAUAACAAUGACAUUCCUUGGCCUCUUGUUACUGUUAUGUUCCUUGGCCUUUUGUCACUGGCAUUUUGUCACAAUGAUGUUCCCUGACCUCUUGUCACAAUAACAUUCUCUGACCUAUUGUCACAACCUUGUAACAUUUCCAAAACUCGAACUGUUGUGUUGCUUAUACUUGUCUUAGUCCCUGUCUACUAAUUUAGUUAUUAGUUCAUUGUUUUUAUUUUAAUGACCUCUUCCCAUUGGUUUUAUAACCGUUUCUCAAUCUUUUUUUAUUUUCACAGUUCUAUCAACUUGUGAGUGAUAUGAUGACUAUUUGCAGUACAGCUUCUGUAACUUUCCCGUUGCUGGAAAGUCUUGGUCUGAAACCAGGUAUGGCAUAAGAACUUUGGAAAUUCUAUCGUGUAGCAAGCUGGUUGGAAUAGAAUUAAAUAAACAGACAGUCUGGCAAGAUAUUGAGUUGGUAACUUAUAAGACUAAGUCGCGCGGUGGACAUACCAAUUGGGAGAUAUUAUAAGUUGCGUGGUAUGUUUUAAUACACACUAUGUUAUAUUACCGCUCGUGUGGUAUGUUGAAAUACAAACUAGGAUAUAUUCGCCGCUUGUGUGGUAUGUUGAAAUACAAACUAGGAUAUAUCAUCGCUCGUGUGGUAUGUUGAAAUACAAACUAGGAUAUAUCACUGCUCGUGUGGUAUGUUGAAAUACAAACUAGGAUAUAUCGCAGCUCGUGUGGUAUGUUGAAAUACAAACUAGGAUAUAUCUCCGCUCGUGUGGUAUGUUGAAAUACAAACUAGGAUAUAUCACAUAUAAUAAACUCUGUCUGUGUCACAUCUACAAUCACUAACAAUUACAAUCUAGUUAUGAUCUAUAUCAACAGAGGCGUUGUGGAACCAAGUGAAUAGUGACUAUACUAUAUUAAAGUUUAUUAUAUGCUAAAACACACGAUCACAAUAAUAUUCAUAAAUAGUUAAUACUUGAACUGAUCCCAAAAACACUCAUAAUAAAGCUUCGCGGUAACUUCUCCACUUGAUAAAGGUAUCACUAUACUAUGCCCAAAUCUUAUAACAUAAUAUUGACUUAAUAACCGCCAUCAUUUCGACUCCAUCUUUGUUCUUCUAUUAUUGGUUCGUCUUUUUCAAGUGCUCCUAUUCUAUAUAUAAUAAGUGAUCAUUCUCACAUUACUUAACUCCCUAUUAAAUCGUUAUCUUGUUUCUGUGACAUUAGCCAUGUUAACGUUAGAAUACAUGCUUGAGUUUAGGGGGAGUCUUCUAAGAGUAAGCUGUUCAAGUUAUGUUAAAAUAUGCCACGGAGGUAAGGAGAAUCCAUCUAUUUUCAAUACACGUCUUUGUUAACAGAGUCCAACGACACAGCAUCAGAUAUGUACUAUAAAAUAUUCCUGGCACUAUGGGUUGGAUCGGUGGCAACUGGCGACAAGAUAAAGGCAAUGUAUGCUGAGUACGUUGAGCUGAGCAAUGAAGCUGUGAGGAUCUUAGGUACUAAUAGCUCCCAUUUUGAUUUUACAUAUUAUUUCCCCCAUGCUCAAUCGCAAGGGUUAUAAACUCUUUUUAGCACUAUCCAGAUACUAACUCGAAGUAUUUGUUGUUUCUAAAAACUGUUUAAAGCACCGAGAUUUUUAAAUAAAACAUUUUUCUUUUUCAUAUGAAUUUUAAAUAGGUCACGCUGACACUGGUGCCUACUGGCGCUCCUGGUAUGAAACUCCAACCUUUGAGGAUGACGUCAGAGCAUUGUUUGACCAGCUCCGUCCACUGUAUGAACAGCUGCACGCCUACGCCAGGAGAAAACUCAAACAAAUCUACGGGAAUGACAAGUUUCCAUCCUCUGGUCACAUCCCAGCACAUCUUCUAGGUAAGUGGUAUAUAUGAUUACUGUAUCAGUUUAGUCAACGUCAGGUCACAUCCCAGCACAUCUUCUAAGGUAAGUGAUAUAUAUGAUCACUUUAUCAGUUUAGUCAACUUCUGGCAUAUCUUAUGUAACUGUACGACUUUCUACAUGCUGAUUUGAUAUUAAAUGAAAUCAAUUGAGACACGCAAAUGUAUCGAUAUAACGAAAAAGGCCAAAGGCUACCAUACUGAGAGGUUGUGUGUGAUUCUUCUAACUAAUAAUUUGUAAAAUAAGUGUGAGGGUCGAGAGCAGUGAUAAGUAGUCAAAAUAAGAAGUGAAAGUAUAUUUACAUAUUUAUCCUGUACUGUUGCUGAUAUUUUUGAAUAGAGCACAAAAUGCAGCCCGCCAAUACUCACUUGGCGGCCCGCGAAGUAACGAAAUAUUCUUUAUUACUAUUAUUUUCUUAGUAGCUUUUGUCCCUGUCCUGUUAUCUUGUGGCCCGCACAAGUUUUUCAUAAAGUAUUACUGCCCACCAUACAUUUUGAGUUGUGCAGGCCUGGUUUAAAUUAUUAUUUAUUAAGUGAAUACCGUUUCGCUUAAAUACAGUGGUGUCAAUUGGACUUGAUGAUUCAUAUUUUAUGACAAUUAUAUGUCAACAUUGGCAGUGACAGUUGAAUAAUACAUAGAUUUCGCUAACAUCUCUGUGUUCCCCACAAACAACAGGGUGAAUGGUUACACUUCUCAAAAUGAUGUAUUUGCUCUCUGUGGGUCAAACAUUUAGGUCAACGUCUGGCAUAUCUUCACGGAAAUUUAAUCGUUUACAUACAUUACAUCAACGAAACCAGGUUCAACUGAAUAAAUGCGUAUUAUAUCCUGAGUCACUCCAGGAAAUAAAAUAACACCAAUAAAACGUACGACUUAGCCUAGGCUUAACGGCCUGCCAUUGAUAUUUAUUUUAAAAAGGACUCCGCGAAUCAAAAAGGGUUGGGAAUCCCUGACGUUCGUACUUUUUCCACAUAAUAAUAAUGCAAGAACGUAGCGCAUAAUUAUACGUAUCAUAAUAUAGUUACGUCGCAUAUAACAUACCUCUAUUUAUACAUUAGCAACAUCGCACACAUAGAUAUCAAUAUCCGCAUCCAUUGUGCUGCCUUGACUUCUAAUUUCUCCCGUCAACUGUCCUUUAAUGUUUAAAUAAUCACCUAGCAAUGAAACCUUCCUUUUAUCUAGAUCCCUCCCUGCUUGUCUGAGAACUAUUAACGUAUGUCAAUAUGAUGUAUCAUAUUUUUUUUUAUAAACAUCCACGGUUACACAUUGUUCCAGUUAUCAAUUGUAUCAUAAAUCAUCUGGCCUCUAAAGAAAUUACUCCAUACUCGGACUUGGUCGUGUAGGUAGAGCGGAAGUUCUUAAGCUUGUUAAGUCAAACGUAAGUAGCCAAAGCCUGUAGAACGUGUCAGGACUUGUCAAUAGCCAUUAAUAAUUGAACUUUAUUCCAAUCAGGAAACUGGAUGAAGCAUCUAAAACUUUUGACCCCAUAUAAAGACAAACCUUCGCUCGACGUCACUUUUGAAUUGGGGAGACAGGUAAGUCUAUAAAGCUCGGCGUCACUUUUGAACUGGGGAGACAGGUAAGUCUAUAAAGCUCGGCGUCACUUUUGAACUGGGGAGACAGGUAAGUCUAUAAAGCUCGGCGUCACUUUUGAACUGGGGAGACAGGUAAGUCUAUAAAGCUCGGCGUCACUUUUGAACUGGGGAGACAGGUAAGUCUAUAAAGCUCGGCGUCACUUUUGAACUGGGGAGACAGGUAAGUCUAUAAAGCUCGGCGUCACUUUUGAACUGGGGAGACAGGUAAGUCUAUAAAGCUCGGCGUCAAUUAUAAAAUGGUGCUUCGGCGUAAAGGGCACUCAAGGUUCUAUUUUGUAUGAAUUUUAACCCCCCCCCCCCACUGAACCCCGCAACCCCCGAGGCAAAAUGUUCUCUUACCGUGGUACUUUAAAAUACAAUUUUAAGAAAUUUAAAUAACUUUUUUAAUUAAAAUGGUAAACGCCAAAGUAUUCAUUAUAUAUGUUACGGUCAAUUUGAUUAUUCAAGGCAGUUUUAAUAAUGCUUGGUCAUUAUCAAUAAUGACCGAUAAAAUACGGCAAUUUAAUAAUUUUGCAUUUGUCUACGACAAUCUAGGAUAAUUUAUUACAUUGCCCGGUCAUUAUAAAUACUGCUAUUAUUUCUCUGGUCACUUUAAUUAAUUGACAGCAAUUUGGCAACGUGCGUAUGGUGUAAUUAACAGUCUGUAGAAGAAGGUGCCUGCGUUGAAACCAACAUCAUCAAUAGUGGACAGCGUCUCAACCCGGUUGAUAAAUUUACUUACUUGGGCAGCACCCUCUCUAGAUCUGUCGUCAUGGAUGAUGAAAUGAAUGGCAUACUCGCAAAAGUCCCAUAUUUGGCAGGCUCCGCAGCAUUGUUUGGGACAGGAGAGGUAUCAGACGAGCAACGAAUAUCAAGGUCUAUAGCGUAGCAGUCCUCCCGACACUGCUCUACGGAUGUGAAACGUGGACAGUCUACCAGCGUCACGAAAAGAAACUGAAUCAUUUUCACACAACCUGCCUCAUGAAACUCCUCGGCAUCAGGUGGCAAGACAAAGUCCCCGACACCGAGGUCCUCUAUAGAGCGAACCUACCUAGUAUCUUCACCACUCUGAUGCAGUCUCAGCUCCGUUGGAUGGGACACGUAGCCCGUAUGGAAGACCACCGGCUCCCGAAACAGAUAUUCUUCGGAGAACUCACGAUAGGCAAGCGCUCCCAAGGAGGUCAAAAAAAUCUUUAAAAAGACUCACUGAAAGUGGCACUAAACCAUAAACCCUACUCAAUGUGUGCAUACAGCCCAGGACAGAGCCAGGUGGAGAGCUUCUGUCAAGAAGGGGGCUAAAUCUCAUGAAGCUAAUAGGAUAUCCACAGCUGAAACAUGCAGGCUUGCUCGAAAGAGCCACAUUAGGUCACCUUCUGAAGCAACUAUCCCCUGCCCGUGGUGCCAAAGAUUAUUCCGAGCACGGAUCGGUCUAAAACCUAACCUUUGGAUGACCCGAUGGUCUUAGUCGACUUCGACGGACGAACAACAACCAGAAGAAGGUGCACUGCAAAAUGAACCAGGGUCAAAUUCUUUAGCGGAGCUAGGUCCAAGUCAACACAACGAGGAACUAUCUUCUAUUGAUAGUUAUGUUCAACCUUCAACUUCGUUAACUGAACCAAGUUCUGAUUUCCAUAACAACGAAAGAGAAAUAAAUGUCUCCCAGCCAUCUGAUAUUCAAGCCUCCGGUCAUGAAAAACGCACGUAUGUAGGUUAUGAAGAUUCCUCAGAGGAUCCCAUUGUGAAAAAAACGACAUAUUAACAAUUGGGGAGAUUUCAGCAAGCAAUUUUUUUUUUAAAAAGCUGAAAAAUGCUUCAAACCACUAAUUCAAAAUACCCUGCCGUUAAAAAGGGUGACACAGUUAGAGUUCGAGUCCCAGAUGUCGACAUAAGUCGCACCGAUGGAAGAAUAUUUUGGCAUUGGUUCUUGAAAUAACAGAUGCAAGUAAGGGGGUUACAAUCCCGUGGAUGAUUUUAUUAAUUUUUUUUUUAAAUUCUGAGGUUGGGGGGGGGGGGGGGAAAUAGGAUAUUUUUUUUUUUUUCCCUUUUUUUUUUAUAUUGUGGGGGUGGGGGGGGGGGGUAAUACGAUACUUUCAUUUUUUUCCCAGCGCAGCACAAAGUACGCCUCAGAAGGAAUUUGAUAAAUAAUUUACCUUCUUAUGUACAUACAUAGGGUGUGUACAUUUUUACUUUGAUGACAAUAUAUUUAAAUCCAUUGAAAUUACAGUUGUGAAAAAUAGAUGGGAUACCGCGCUAUAUAAACCACUAACAAUAAAAAUAAUAAUAAUAAAAGCCAUGAAAAUGACUUAAAUUCUCUUUUAUUUCCUUUUAUGGGCUAAAUAUAAUUUCCGUAUAGGUUCCAAUACCAUUCAUCCGAUUGCGAUAAAACUUUGGUGUGCGCACACCCGCAAAGGUUUCUCAAUUAGGUGUGCGCACACCCGCAAAGGUUUCUCAAUUAGGUUGUCAAUUUUGAAAUAUUCCUUUUGGGGCCGGGGGCCCUAAAUUAUUCUUUUUUCUACUAGGAGCUAUAUCAAUAUAAUUUCAAAUAUUUCAUGGGUAGCUGGAAAUUAAUCUAAUACAAAUAGCGACAUUUCAGUUUGUAUGUGACAUAAUAAGUAGGUUUCUGAAAUAAAAGAACCAUUUUACAAUAUUCUUUUGGGGCCAUGGGGGGGGGGGGGCUUAAUUUUUUUAUAUUUUUGUUAUCAUGUGAGCUAUAUAAAUAUAAUUUCAAACAGGACUACUGCAUGGAUGGAUCAAUCGCUACAAGUGUGUGAACUAAGUUUUAAAAACCCAUGCUUCUCACGACUUAUGUGGCCUGUUCACGUGUCGAAAAAUCCUCUUAUUUAUUUGUGUACUCACCAGACGGCAAGAACAGAACAUAUUUUCUAUUUAAAAAUUUCUUCAAAAACGUAAUUAAAACACAAACAAUUUUAUUUCUUGAGUGGCAUUGCAACGCAUGCCUGAUUCUCGCGAGUUUAUUAAUAUUUACGAUGAUCUCAUUUUUUUAUAAAAAGAAUGUAAAUAUUGAUACUUUCCCCUUUUAAUUUUCGAUGAUUGCAGAAUUUAUGCGUGAACUAAUUUAAAAACAUCUAAAUCAUUCGGCUUAUGUUUCGGCCGAAAGACUCGUUAUGCUUUGGCUUCGUUCGAAAGUCUCGUUGUGUCUUUGGUUUCUGUUUCAACCGAAAUUCAUUUUUUUAACUUUUGGUCUGGUUUCGGUUUGGACAAAAUCAGACAAAUCACUUUCGAUUGGUCUCAACUUGAGAUAUUGUUAGCAGACAGUGAGGUAUUGAGUGAGUGGUAUUUGGCUUAUAUAAUAUAGAUAGAAAAUUACGCCCGUGUCUCACUACGGGGUGGGGGGCAUGGGGCUGUUGUUGAUUGAUGUUAACAAAUAAAGGACCCUUCACAUAUUAUAUAACGCGAAGGGGUAGAUGUGGAUAUCGUUUUGUUAUUCGGGGGUGGGGAUGGUACAAAAACGAUUUUAUAUUAAUUUAUUUUUUAUUUUAAGUAAUACCUACUUUUGCAAAAUAUCUAUUUUUCCACUUUACGAAAUUAGCAGAGUAUUAAAAAAAUAUAUAUAUUGUUUGCUUACAAUAAUUGGCACUUGUUUAAAAAAUUACGUCUUUAUGAUAGAAAUUUGUUGUUCUUUUUUGGCUCAUUUUUUUUACUUUUUCGGAGUUCUGGCCUUAGAAGGUGUUCAAUGUAAAAAAAACUAUUGUUUUUAAAUAUGUUUCGGACUUAAGUCAUUUCAGGUGACCUAAAAUCUGGAAUUUUUUUAUUUAAAAGAAAAAAAAAAAAAACUUUGCCAGUGCACGCCACGAGAAUGAGAUAUAUCUGAAAGGAAAACAUAAGCUACAUAAGGCUUGUUGUUCUUGAGAUUAGAUCAUGUGAUCAGUGAGUCGAUGAUAUUUCUCUUUUUACAUUAUAGAGAGAGACUCAGCUGGGAUUGAGGCUAAGUGUAUAGGUGUGAUAAAUCUAUGGCGAUUGUUUAAGAGAGAGGUUUACAGAGAUCACGGAAGUAGCUGGUGACACUAACUCUAAAUACGUAACCGCUUCCUACGCCAGCAGUAGAUAUUGAAAGAGGGAAUGUAGUUAUGCAAAGAGAUAAUCAGGAGGACAAAUCUAGAUUGGAAAUUGGGUGAAGUCGCAAUAACAAACUACGUGGACUUCAAUUUUAAUUCUUUCAGAACUACGGGGUAUUGGAUCUUUUCAAAACAGCAGACGAUUUCUUCAAGUCACUGGGGAUGAUACAAAUGCCCGAAUCCUUCUGGAAUAAAUCGCUUUUUGAAAAACCUACAGAUGGCCGCGAAGUUAUUUGUCACGCUUCCGCCUGGGACUUUGGUAACGGGAAAGACUUCAGGUAAUGAUUUAAUUAAGCUAAUUCUGAUCUUUCAUGGGGUUUCACAACGGAUACGAACAACGGAUACAAACAAAAAUGACAGAAACAACAUUAUUUAUAGUUUUUUAAAGUUUAUUCAAACAUAAUCAAAAUUUAGCUAGACAUUUGGGCAAUCUUUAAUCAAUGGAUUUUAAAUGCAAUGAUAAAUAGUAAAGGAAAUUAUUCAAUGUUUUUGGGGCGUCCUUAAUUACUUGGAAGCUUUGGAAAUUUAAGCCGACCUGACUUUCUACUGAUGAUACUAUGAAGAAUCUUCAUUAUUCUACCUAGAAUCAAGCAGUGCACGGAGGUCACGGCAGAGCAUUUGGACACCGUCCACCAUGAAAUGGGACACGUUGAAUACUAUCUUCAAUACAAAGACCAGCCCGUCAUUUUCAGAAGUGGGGCGAAUAAAGGUAUGUGUCAAGUUCCACUUUCAUACAAAUGAGUAACGGGGGUAUGGGUCAAGUUCCACUUUCAUACAAAUGAGUAAUGGGGGUAUGGGUCAAGUUCCACUUUCAUACAAAUGAGUAAUGAGGGUAUGGGUCAAGUGUAUGAUAGUGCGGAUGGAGUAUGUGAGUGCGAGUGGGGAGUUGAGUACGUAGGUGUGUGUGGGGUGGGGUUGUGGGUGAGGGGGUGUGAGUGGAAAGUGGCGUAUGUGUGUGGGGAGUGUGUAUGUGUUAGAUAUAUUUUUUAUUCAAUUAAGGUAUGUAUUUGAGUUAUUUAAAUUAUUUACUAAUGGAUUGGUCUAAAAUCCGUUUUUUGUUUGUUUUUUUUUUUGUUUUUUUUUUUUUUUGCUUUCAUCUGAAAAGGUUAAUGUAAAAUUUGGUUUAAAAUGUUUAAUCAAGUGCACAAACGACGAAAUGAGGCGAAAUUAUCGCCAUAUGUUUAAUGAGCUGCAUUAAGUAGUCGUGGAUCGUAUGGGGAUCUGUUAAUUACAGAUUUUGAGGUUUUGUAAAUGAAUUAUGUUUUAAGAUCUCGCUGGUUUUUCUCUAACAAAGAACUGAAAAGAGUAUACAAAUAAAACCGGUACCGAAGAUAAUUAUAUUAACAGUAUUCAAUUGAAUUGUUCUGGUUAAUUUAAAUAGAAAAGCAAAAUCAAAUAUACAGAAAUAAAAAAAAUACAUUAGAUUACAGCAAAGCAAAAAUUUUAAUCCUCGAAAGCUACAAAUAUAAAUAUACACACACAGAAAGAUUAGAAUAUUGUAAGGCUCCUAUAAUUAUAUUAAAUCUCGUAAGUUUCGUUUUUUAGAAAAAUCUCUUUCAGCUGGAAAAGCUGCAAGCAUAUUUAUAGGGAGGGAGUUAGAUCCCCCAGAAAAGAAAUUUUUGAAAUUGCAUCACACAAUAGCAUUCUUAAGAACAAAUUUGAACGUAGGCAGGCUUUUCCCAAUCAAGGGAAAGAUGGUUAAUGUUAGAUCGCUACAAAUUUAAUCAGUGACGUCAAUAUCAAGACCAAUGAGGAAAGGGGGGGGGGGUGAUGGGUGUAAGGAUGAAUGCCACGGCUUGUUUUUGUGUCAUUUAUUAUUAUUAUUAUUAUUAUUAUUAGUGGUGGUUGUAUAUAGCACGAUACCUCAGCCUAUGGCUGGGCUCACCACGUUGUACAUAUAAUUUAACAAACAUAAUCAUGACCUUAAAAAUUAACACAAACUAAAUUAAAUAAAACAAAACACUUGUAUAUUCAUUCCACCUACUCCAGAACUAUUUACGUGUCAAGCCGGGGACGACACCCAGCAGCAGCAUCGUUUAUCGGUCAUAGGGGGAAUCAGUCAUAAUUUAAACGUUUCUUCCUUUUUUUAAAAAAAAAUCAGGUUUCCAUGAAGCAGUUGGUGAUGUCAUAUCUUUGUCAGUGCAAACCCCAAAACACUUGCAUAGGAUUGGUCUCUUCCCUUGCGUUACAGAUGAUGAUGGUAGGUUAGUGCAAUAUUUAUAUUACAAAGACACUGGGUGGGGGAGGACAGGGGUCCUUAUGCAGGGUCCCUGCAGAAAAUCAGGUUUAUUUGCAUUUGUGUCAUAUUUUUUAUUAUUAUUUUUGCUGUGCAGGAAACGUUCUGAAAUCAAGAGUGGGUGCACCAAUUCAUAAAAAUUUAACAGCCCCUGAGUUUUGAUAUUUUGCUUACUCGUACGCAUGGGGAGAUUGGGUAGUUGUAUCAGCAUAAAGUGUGUGAACAUUUUUACCCUAGUUAAGCAAUAAUUAUUGUGCAAAUUCUGACAGUCCAUAAAUAGAUUCAGUAAAUCUCCAAAUUAGCCAAUCGUCGAUUUCAAAUCUGUGAAAUUCAUGAGUUUUAAUCAUUUUCAAAGGCUAUAAAUAUAUCCCCGUGAUGUUUCGUAAUUAUAUUCGUGUGUGUUUUUACCAAUGAACUAGCUAGAUAUCGCAAUAUUAAUAUUUACUUAAGUAAAAACUUUAGUAUACUGUACGCAAUUGUAUGUUUCCGUUCGUGUGUCGUAAUGCUUUACAUAAUAAUUCGUUCGGCUGAAAUAAAUCUGGCUGCGAACUUGAAAUGGGGAGAAAAGUGACAACAUUUUUAACAAUGCAUACAGAGGCUUAGGGUGGCUUAUUUUAAAUGUGCUUUGUCCCUGGUGAUCCUAAUUAUCUACAGCUCAUUUGAAUUUAGACUAGCGGGAGAAAAGCGCAUUUCUACUUUUGCAAGUCGGGGUGGGUCCAAACAUGUACACGUGUAAAGCGGGACGGGGUGUAUGUGCUUAACACCUGGAUAGCCCCUUAGUAUGACUUGGCAUGAGAUUUCUGGAAAUAAAGACACCAUAGGAUCCAUCAAUAUGAAGUGUCUUAUUUGCGGAGCGCGCCCCCCCCCCCCCAUUCCCGCAUCUAAAAAAUCGUUGACUGAUAGUAUAACACUAUAAAGUUGAUCACCUUGUAUUCAUUAGUAAAUCCUAUUCUUCAAGAUUAUCAUCAAUAUGAAGUGUCUUAUUUGCGGAGCCCGCCCCCCCCCCCCCAUUCCCGCAUCUAAAAAAUCGUUGACUGAUAGUAUAACACUAUAAAGUUGAUCACCUUGUAUUCAUUAGUAAAUCCUAUUCUUCAAGAUUAAAGUGUUUUUAUAAGUUGCGGAUUGGGGUUUUUUUUAAAGGCUUAACGAUUGGUGUCUUGGUCGUGCAGAGGAUUUAUGGGCCCCCAAGCUAAUCCAAAUUUUAGGCUCCCACAAAAUUCAAAAUAAUUGUAUCAGGCAUAUCUGUAUCCAAAAAAAAGUACGACCUCAAGUGUCCCAUGGGGCCAUGGCCCCCGGGUGAUUUAUUCGGUUGCCUCUGCACGACCCUGUUGCGAGUAUUAAAAAUGUGCCACGGGGACGCAAUUUUGGGAGUAACCCCGUGUGGCUUUUAAGCAAGGUACAGCACUCCAUGCUGGAAAGUUUUGGGUUAAGCACGACACAGCAUAGUAAAAAUCACAUGUACAUUUUGUAUGUUAGUUGUACCAUCCAAAUUAAGGCCAACUUUUAUUUUUCAAAAAUGCCUUUUAAAGAUAUUCAUAUAAUAAUAGCACAGGUAUAUAGCCACCUAUUUUUCUGUAUGGCUUUUCAUAAAGUGCACAGUGACAGCCAAACCAAAAAAAAAGGCUUUUUUUUUAAAUAUUCAACAGCGUUCAUAGAACAUAAGUGCCUUUACACCUCUUUCAUCAACUUUUUUUCAAAAAAUGUUCAAUAGAAUUUUAUAUCAACUUCCUGAUGCGAAUGGCUCUGAAGCUGGUCGCUGGCCUUCCUUUCACAUACAUUAUUGACAAAUGGCGUUGGAGCGUAUUUAGAGGAGAUACUACGCCUGAUAGAUACAAUGAUGAAUGGUGGAACUUGAGGUAUAUAUACAAAAUUAUCCUUAUCAAUAUCUUACCUUUGGCCUUACGCUUAGCGUGGGGUUAUGAGAUAUCUAUUUUUCAUUAUGUAGUUUUAAUUGAUUAGUAUAAUACCCUUUACACACAAUAUAAAGUUGAUAGUUCUAAAUUUGAGCAUAAAGAAUCAUUUAAAAUGUUUUAAUAUAUACCAGGUCAAGCAGAGCCAUCGCUUGACAUUUCGAGGCCGCCUGCACUAUUCGGAUACGUCCCCCCCCCCUCACCUUCUUUCAGAGUUGAUAGUUGAAAAGUGUUCACUUCAAAAACAAUAGCGCCUAAAGUACCCCAAGCCACCUGAGGUCUUAAGGGUUGCGUGGCCCAUACGAUUGCUCUGAGCUUAAGUGAAACUUAAAACAGGCCCAGACGAUGGCUCUGAGGUUAAGUGACACUUAAAACAGGCCCAGACGAUGGCUCUGAGGUUAAGUCAAACUUAAAACAGGCCCAGACGAUGGCUCUGAGUUUAAGUGACACUUAAAACAGGCCCAGCGAUGGCUCUGAGGUUAAGUCAAACUUAAAACAGGCCCAGACGAUGGCUCUGAGGUUAAGUGAAACUUAAAACAGGCCUAGCGAUGGCACUGAGGUUAAGUGACACUUAAAACAGGCCCAGACGAUGGCUCUGAGGUUAAGUGAAACUUAAAACAGGCCCAGACGAUGGCUCUGAGGUUAAGUGACACUUAAAACAGACCCAACGAUGGCUCUGAGGUUAAGUGAAACUUAAAAGAGGCACACACGAUAGCUCUGAGGUUAGGUGACACUUAAAGCAGACCCAGCGAUGGCUCUGAGGUUAAGUGAAACUUAAAACAGGCCCAGCGAUGGCUCUGAGGUUAAGUGAAACUUAAAACAGGCCCAGCGAUGGCUCUGAGGUUAAGUGAAACUUAAAACAGGCCCAGCGAUGGCUCUGAGGUUAAGUGAAACUUAAAACAGGCCCAGCGAUGGCUCUGAGGUUAAGUGAAACUUAAAACAGGCCCAGCGAUGGCUCUGAGGUUAAGUGAAACUUAAAACAGGCCCAGCGAUGGCUCUGAGGUUAAGUGAAACUUAAAACAGGCCCAGCGAUGGCUCUGAGGUUAAGUGAAACUUAAAACAGGCCCAGCGAUGGCUCUGAGGUUAAGUGAAACUUAAAACAGGCCCAGCGAUGGCUCUGAGGUUAAGUGAAACUUAAAACAGGCCCAGCGAUGGCUCUGAGGUUAAGUGAAACUUAAAACAGGCCCAGCGAUGGCUCUGAGGUUAAGUGAAACUUAAAACAGGCCCAGCGAUGGCUCUGAGGUUAAGUGAAACUUAAAACAGGCCCAGCGAUGGCUCUGAGGUUAAGUGAAACUUAAAACAGGCCCAGCGAUGGCUCUGAGGUUAAGUGAAACUUAAAACAGGCCCACCGAUGGCUCUGAGGUUAAGUGAAACUUAAAACAGGCCCAGACGAUGGCUCUGAGGUUAAGUGACACUUAAAACAGGACCAGCGAUGGCUCUGAGGUUAAGUGAAACUUAAAAGAGGCACACACGAUGGCUCUGAGGUUAAGUGAUACUUAAAACAGGCCCAGGCGAUGGCUCUGAGGUUAAGUGAAACUUAAAAGAGGCCCACACGAUGGCUCUGAGGUUAAGUGACACUUAAAACAGGCCCAGGCGAUGGCUCUGAGGUUAAGUGAUACUUAAAACAGGCCCAGACGAUGGCUCUGAGAUUAAGUGACACUUAAAACAAGCCGACUCGAUGGCUCUGAGGUUAAGUGACUCUUAACUCUGCUCGGUCUGUUUUCAUUUGAUGUUGCUGCUGAGUUGCUUUAUAUAAAAGCUAGCAGCUUACUUUAAUACAAACUCAGUUUUUGUUUUGCUCCCUCGUAAAAUUCCCGUGUCUAUUUGACCGUCAUCCCGUCUCGUCAUAUAAGGAAAGACUUGAUGCUCUCGUCAGAAGAUCGUAGCAGCUUAAAUUUGAGCGUUUUGAGCGGCAAUAAGUGAACAUUUCAUCUAUUGGACGUUCCUUGGCAAAGUUUAGGAUUACAGAAUUGACGGUAGAUAUUAGAUGGUCAACAGAAGUGAGGAUUAGCAUGCGUUUUAACAAAACUUACUUUGUGGCUAAUCUUUCUAAUUAGCAUGGCUGUUUUUCUGUCUCUCAUUUGGUAUAGAAUUAGGAUAUUUGCAUUUUGUGGCAUUUGAUAUAUUCUCGGAGUCCAGUGCACAAGUCGCCUUCUAUAACUCACAGCAUUUAUUUCUCUUAUCGCUUGGCCUUCAUUAGGUGACCUGUGUAAGUCACCAGUCACCUUAGAGCCAACGAAGUCUCACUUUGGGAAAUAAACCAUGCUCAAGAAUCCGUUGUAGAACUUGCUCCUAUAAACUUGAAACCAAAAACAUGAGCCUUCUUAAGGGUGCUUUUAUCCCCGAACACGGCUUCACAUAUGUGUUAGUCGAAAUGUGAUUUCUACAAAUGUGUGCCAUCUAUGACGCUCAUAUUAUAUAAGCGAAACUGGAAUACGAUAUUAUUGGAUAUGUUCUCUGAACAUCUUCGUGACUUUGAAAAGGGUACAUUUUCCCUGAUUUCAUCCAAUUUAAACGGAGAUAAACACACAGGCAGAUUAGAUGUUUCCAUCACGACAUUGAUUUGAUGCACUAACACACCAGCAAGAGUUAGAGGAGAAAAAAAAUUAUUUCAGAUUUUUUGCACAAUAUCAACAUAUGGAAUCAAUCAAAUACUCUCCUAAUAGUUAUCCUCCAUUCCCAGUAUUUAUUUUAUUAUAUUAUACACAGUUUCUUACUAUUUGUGUCUGUUAAUAAAAAAAAAUCACAGUACUGAUAUUUAAAUUAUGUUACUUCAUUUAAUCUUCGUUUUGGAAAGGCCAAUUCCGGCAAUACCAAAAUAGUGAUCACUUAAAUUUUUAAACUAUUUUAUAUUUCUUGAUGUUUCUCCAUUGGAUCUGUCUGCUGAGGAAGGCUCUUAGCCGAAACGUCGUUCUUUCAUUUUUCCUGUCUUUCUGUUUCAAUCUUCCACAUACCUUGUUCCUCAAUUUCCUUGACACAGCUUGAACGCAGUUCUUCAUUUAUUGAUCUUUAUUAGGAAGUUCUUAUCGGGGUCUUUUGUGUGUCACUCCAACGUCCCACUUUUUCUCUGCGCAAGAUACACUUUUGCGCUUUAGAAAUUAUGGUUUCCUCAUCCUUGAAUUGAAAAUAAAUAGCCAAAUUUUUAAUAUCAUAACAUCGAAAGAAUUUUGAAAAUUGAAUAAACUAUUAAAAAUAUUUAAAACUUUGCCUUAACUAAAUCCCAAAUGACUAUGCUGAAAUGUCCAUAAAUAUAAAGUGGUAGCAAAUUUUCCCAUUUCAAUUUCAGGUACGGUUAAAAGGAAUGCCCUGCUUAAACAAUAUGUUAACUCAAAUAUUUAGGUUAGUUCUUAAAAUUCUAAUAUCACAUAUGGUUGUUUCUAUCAAUUAUAAUUGUACAUUUAUUAUAAAAUGAACAGAUUUGUUACAGCAGAUUUAAAGAAUACCAUUUCCGUUUAAAAAAAAUCUAAAAAAUGACGCCUUUACGUUGCUUUGAAAAUCCCAUUGGACGCAGCUAUUUGGAAUUUUAUUUUUUACUUAUCCUUACAAGAUGAAUAAUUUUAUAAUAAAUCACAUCAAAUACACAAACUAAUUAAGAUUUCAUGCGGAUUUUAUUUCAACCCUACCUUUCGUGACAUAGCUACCUUGUGAGGCCUUCCUUCUCUACCGAUAACCUAAUAUGUGUCUUGAUGUUUGUCACAGUAAUGUCAGCGGCCAUUUUUGUGCCCCCCCCCAGCCCCCAUAGCAGUGCACCCAUGGCUGCGGCCUUAUUCCCCCAGCCACUCAAGCCAUGAGUUUAGUAAUAAUGUGAAGCUUUCAAGACAUCAGUGUUGUGUUAACUUUCCAUGGGGGUGGGGAAGAAAAUACCGAUUUUCGAUACAUAUUCUGGUAACCCUUCUGUCCAUGUAGCUCAUUUUAUUGGAGCAAUCUUUGCAGCUGGUUGCUGUUUUUUUUCAGAAGCCUAGAGCUUUGCUUCAGACUAUCAAUAAGAUAAACAAUUUUAGAUGAUAACCAAAUUAUUGAAUAUACAUAAAGAUAUCUGAAAUGUAUUGCAAAGGAUAUCGAUGAAGCUAGUACCUAAUACCCUUGAACUGACCCUAAGACCAACACAGAAGGGAUUGAUACUGACCCUAAGACCAACACAGAAGGGAUUGAUACUGACCCUAAGACCAACACAGAAGGGAUUGAUACUGACCCUAAGACCAACACAAAACGAAAUAUUUAACAUAAAAUAUCAUGAUAUCUACACACCUGUUUCCAGGGGCAUGUACGAAGGAGUGUCUCAACCAGUAUCUCGAGACUCCUCUGCUUUUGAUCCCGGGUCAGUAUUCCAUGUUGCAGCCGAUGUGCCAUACGUCAGGUAAUUUAUAUUGAUAAGACAUACGUGCAAACUUUUAAAUUUAGGACUAAAUAGAACUUAACAGAACAAAACAAAAACAAUAAUUCUAAUUACCGUAUAUACUCGCAUAUAAGCCGAAUUUAGAACUAUAAAAUACAAUACUGAAAUCAAGGAGUCGGCUUAUAUGCGCAUAAAACAAAAUGGACACAAGGACAGUCACGAAUGCCAAUUUUCCAGCCACACAUUUUCAUCGCUAUCUGACUCUUUAUUUGGUUGUGUGUACAGAGUAAUAAUAAUAAUAUAUAUAUAUAUAUAUAUAUAUAUAUAUAUAUAUAUAUAUACAGACAGAGGUGUCACUUCAAAGAAUUUAUGAGCGUAAGCCCAGAUAUUAUUAUAGCAAACAAUGUGGAAAGAGCAAAACACGUUUUUGUGUCAUUCCAAAAGGUAAACAAACUGGUAUGUGACAUAAAAGUAAGCAUUUUACAUCUUUAAAGUAAAAUUACAUCUUUGGAGUAAAAUGAGACAAUUGUGUGGUCGGCUUAUAUGCGGGUUUUUUUUUUGCAAAACUGGCCAUUUUAAAGCAGUUUUAAGGGGUCGGCUUAUAUGCGAAGUAGGCUUAUAUGCGAGUAUAUACGGUAACUGUAAGAUAUGAAAUGUCCAUUCAGGUAUUUUGUUAGCAAAAUCAUCCAGUUCCAGUUCCAUAAAGCCCUAUGUGAAAAGGCCGGCCACAUAGGUCCACUUCACAAAUGUGAUAUCUACAACAGCAAGGAAGCUGGGACUUUGCUAAGGUAUUGUGGAUGACAUUUUUGUCUGUAAUAGGCCCUAACUAUCUCUAAAUAUCUCACUAUUGGUUUGUGUGUUAAUGGACAUGUUUGACGGCUUUAUAUAAAAAAUAUUUAAAAAACUGCUGGACCUAGAGAGCUGAAAGCUCCCACAUCUUUUCUCUUUUAUCCUAGAAGCUAGGCCAAUUUUAUCCGACCUCGGGUUGGUCCUUGUUGGCCGAAAAUCCAGAAUUUGUUCCCCUUAUAUGAGCUACACAAAUGAAAGAGUGUCAUGAUUUUUGCGCUGCGUGUAGGUCGGUCAUGAAGGUUCAAUUAAUGUUUUUAUUUGAGCUAAAAAAUGAACGUCUUUCCUAUGCGUAAGAUAGAUUUGCUAAUUACAAGAGAACAUUGUGUUAGGUGUUAAUUUACACAGAAACUUUUCAAAUCAUCUCUGCAUAAAUAGGAGCCAUAAUGAUCAAUACAUUAAUCGUGGGCCCUUAAUAUGUAGAAGAAAAAGCAAAAGAUAACGUUUCAUUGUUGAAUUAUCAUUUCUUGACGCAGAGGCGUUGCGAGGGGGGGGGCAGGUGGGGGACAGAUGUCCCCGGGUGCCAGCUAGUUAGGGGCGCAAAAAUGUGCUUUGAUAUUAUCUUAUGGAAGGAAAUAAUGGGUUUGAGAGUUGAAAAAAAAAAAGAAAAAGGGGCGCUUUAAAAUGGAUCUUGUCCCUGGGCGCGAAUCUCGUCCCCGGGCGCCAAACACCCUCGCUACGCCUCUGCCUUGACCAAAUGUGGGUAACAUUUGUUCCACACACAAAACAUGUCUAGUGAAUUAAAAGUAAAAUUCGCCAUAAUAAUAUAAAUCCUUAAUCACUACUAUUAAAAUUAAAUAAAAUUAAUUGAAGGCGCAAACUGUUUAACCAUAAUUUAACUAAACUUAAAUUUGAAAUUUGACAUUCUUUUUCUUUUUAAAAAAAAAACGUAAUUUUAGUUAAAACUUUUAGAAGUAAUCGUGUACACUUUCCUCAAGACACAGCUCAACGCUGACUCUAAAUAUGCCCAUCAACAAUAAAAUCGAAAUGUGUAUUUUGUCUUGACGAGCCCGUUUCUUUGAUAAUGCUGAUUCACAGGGUGAAAUUGAAGUCAACAUUGAACAUAAUUUCGAAAGGUCCAGUUUCAAUGUUUCAAGAAUCUUUUAAGUCAGAGUGGUUUUCCAAAUUCGUAAUCUGUAUCUGCUUUAACCCCCAUCAGCCGUAAGCAGUGCCUCUUUUAACCGUUUAAUUAUUUUUUUUGCAAUAGAAUGUAAUUAAAUUAAUUAUCAUAAAAAUUGUGCAAUCCAUAGAUUUUGUAUUAUCUUCAUUCAAAUGAAAUGACUAAUCAUGUAUAAUAGCAUACUAGAAACAGCAAAGGCAGUUGUUCUAUAGUAUGCUAGAUUACAAUAACUUUUAACACUGGAGUGGAGGGGGGGAGCGCCCAAACUGAUUAACAAUUUUUAAAUAUUUUAUCCAGGAUAUUUAUGAAGAGGUUUAUGAGAGGGCCUCCCUUCAAACGAUAAUUUGUAUACCUUAUGGAUCGGGACUUUUUAAUGGGGCCUCUCAAAUUUUUCACAAAUUUUAAAUUUACCUUGAAUCUUUACUUAAUGGCUUUUGAUAAGCUGUGAUUUAAAAUUUGGGCACCUCAUCGAACGAUUUGGAGCUGAUAAUAUAUAUAUAUUAGCUUAACAAUUAACAUGAAGUAACUAACUAUGUAAAUGUAGGUCAACAUUUAGAUAACACAUUAAAUGGCAUUUUCUUACUGGGUUCAAACCGGGACCUCGUAACCGGUAACAAACUUGAAAAUUUUUCACGAAUAAAGGAUUUUCGAUAGGGUGAAAAACUUAAUAGCAACUUGUGGAACGUACACUUCAUCUGAGUCACUCAAACAAUUUUCAGCUUUUUAAGCUUGAAUGUUAAUUUAAAAGAUUGUGAUACGUUCCAAACCAAUUGAAAAAUUUCAUGAAUAGUUAUAUAGUUAUAGUACCGUCCCCUGACAGCAGUGGCGUGGCUAGGGUUGGUGUCACCCGGUGCGGUAAACUCAUGGUGUCACACCCCCACCCACCCCCCGGUCCUCCCCGACUUCCACGAUGGAUUUCUUCUUGUUAAAAUAAGUCCACAUUAUAACAAUGACAAGAACAGAAACAAAUUUAUUGAGGGUCAGGAUGUAAAUGCAUUAAAGAAAUGUAACAUGACCUUUAAAUCUCGCGUCCAAAUCGUAUUUGGUAUCAAAUCUUUUUGUCACUUAAGAAAGUUACCUAAAACUCCAAUCCGCGUUGAAGCAUAGUCAAAAAGUUUUUUUGUUGUUUUUUUCUGACCUACUUAUAGGGUCACUUCAUUUCUGACGCAUCAACCUUGAACUUUUAAUACAGCACGAAUGUGGAUUGGUUACAUGUGUGAAAAUUUUAUAUUUCAUCCGUUAUCCUUUUAUGAGAUUCGGUUUUAUCGAGCAGUGUAUUCUAUGUAAGUAUGCAAUUUUUCAUUUUGAUGUUAAUGGUCCCCCCGGGCCGAAACCCCCCCCCCCCCGCACCCCCUAGCUAAGCCACUGCCUGCCAGCGUCUCUAAAUUGAAUUACAAGUAACAAAGUGGUCUGUCAAUCGAUUUAAAACUGUUAAUGUUACCUUGAAUAUUUAUCUACAGUAUUUAGUUACGCCAUUCCUUGACAAGAAAAGAGAUAAAAUAUAAGCGAGUGCGUUCAAGCCGAGUGGAAGAAACAGUUGGAGUAGAUAGUUAUGAUGUAAAACGUUCUUUUGUGGAAGAAACAGUUGGAGUAGAUAGUUAUGAUGUAAAACGUUCUUUUGUGGAAGAAACAGUUGGAGUAGAUAACUAUGAUGUAAAACGUUCUUUUGAGGCUGGGGCACCAGGAUAAUAAUGAAAAAGGCAAUACCACCGGAUCUAAUAAAAUACUUUCAUGAUACAACUUUUAAAGGUUAAGGGCCUCCUUUACGUUAAAACUGUUGCACUUAAUGGACAAGUUUCCUCAAUUGAUUUACAGUUGUUGAGCUUUUUAUAACCAUCCCCACUCCUUGACACCAUAUGGCCCGGUCUGUUUUGUUAGACCUGUGCCAAUGUCAUCCAGGCAAAGCGGGGCAUAUCCACUAGUGAAUAAAUGUCCAAUUUAUGAAUUGCGUUAUUUGUGGAAUUAAUGUUAAGUAGAAAGUUCUCUAUUUGUUGAUUGACACUGUUUACAGUGGGAUCGUAACGGGUCAUUGGUAAUAAUUAUGUACAAUAUUUGUUGUAAAAAAAACUUUAACGCAUUGAAUUUGUUUUUGUUUUUUUUUCAAAACCCAGCGAAAUGCUAAAACUAGGCUCCUCGAAGCCCUGGCCGGAAGCCAUGUAUGUACUCACAGGACAAUACAAAAUGGACGCCCGGCCUCUCAUGGACUACUUCGAACCUUUACUGAAGUAUUUACGACAAGAGAAUGGCAAUGACUACGGCUGGCAUCCACAUUAUGCUACUUCGAGCCAGGAAUCGGUUUCCCGCCAAAAUAAAGCGCUGCUAACAUUUGUUCUUACGACUGUGACGACAGCGCUCCUAUCUUCCUGUGUUUUUUAGAACAUCGUAAACCCAGCAUUCUGUCCAACAUGAUUGGUGGAAAUGACUCUUCCCGUUACUUCUCUCUUAUUGGUCCUCUCUAAACGCCCACACCGACAAUUAAGAGCAAUAAAAUGCAAUGGUUUGGCAUUUAACGUAGACAACAUUAAACAAGUCAGUGAGUUGUCAGGGUUUCGUGUUUUACGUCAAAUGCUACGUAUCUACGAUCUGAAGUUCAUGUGUGGGCAGAAUCCACUGUGCCUUUAGGAACACUCUCCUUUCUCCUUUGAUUUCUUCUGCUCCAAACAGACUGGAAGCUCUUGUGUCUAAAUAGGAACCUCCGAUUUCCUUCAAACUAAAACCCAAAAAUAAGGUUAUGUUCAGUGUUAAGAUUUUGAGUCUUUUUUAUUACCUGGUAUACAAUUAGAUUUUUAAAUACUGGUUUGUUUUUUUUUUACAUGUAUCAGUUAUUGUACGCAGCCUAUUUAUUUAAUGGCUAUUUUUCUUUCAUACUUUGACAAUUCUGUUUUUACUCUCUUUCAAUGUAAAAAGUUGUUUGCCUGUUUUAAUGCUAUUCAUUAAUAAUGUAUCUUGAUUCCAGAAGAUGAUUUUAAGAAAGGCAAAUUACAAUUAGAUCAACUUCUAUUCCAAAGGUAAUAAUUUGAGUUUUAAUAUCUGUAGGCAUAACACAACAAAAAGUUUCCCCAAAAGGAACAGUUUUUUUUAAAGGAUCUACCAGAUUCUCAUUCAGUUUUCUCAAAACCUGUUUUAAUAAAAGGAAAAUACAAAUAGCACAAUAGGAGCACCCUCUUGAAUAUUGGAAGAAAGAUGUAUAUAAAUUUAUACGCAUGUAAUUUUGUUUUAAUGUAGGUCUAACUUUUUCUAUUAACAAAAUGAUGGCAAAAAUAAUUUUUAGAAUAUAUCAAGUCGGUAUAACCCAGUAAAGUUGUGAUUGAUCACUUGUUUCUUAAUUAUUUGCAAAAUUAGGGAAUGACUUCAAACACCAAAGUUCAGCCAAAUAAAAUCUUUUUUUUUUUAAUUUCCAUUUAUUCUUAUCACUAGGAAGUAAACCUAUGCCUAGAUGCUAAUUUUUCAAAGACUAGAAAUAAAAUAAGAACAUAUCAGAAAAGACUUAAAAGAGGUCACUUCAGUACAUCAAAUAGCAUUUUUAUAAAAAGUUAUGUUUCUUGGUUGAUCUGACAUCAUUUGAUCCCUUGAGGUUGAAACAUGCAAAUCAUAUAGUACAAAACGUAAAAAUAUGUAAAAUAAACAUUAUAUGUUGAUUUAUUAUUUGGAUGUGACCAUGUUUUUACAAUAAAUAAAACAUUUGUCCUUGAAA